GAGACAUUGAACAAUGAAGACACCAGCGUUGUUCCUUCUCUGGCUUCUUGUCUGCAGUAAGUAAGGAUUUUUAAGAACCCCUCCAUGUGUGCUCAUAUGUGCAUCUCUCUUACACAUCAUUUCCAGGAACUAUGUGCUGCUGGGGUUAAUCCACUAAACAACAAACUUUAAACAAAAUUACUAAACUGAGCUAGGAAGUAAUGAUUCAGAAACAUUUUCAAACUCUGCUACAGUCGGAGCUUGGCUAGUUUAGCCUUAAAUUUGCCGUUUGACUUUCUGGUCACUACGAUUCAGAGUUUAGCAUAAAAUAACGUUAAUAAAAAUUGUUUACUGAGCAGAAAACACAACAUUCAGAUUUCAUUAAUAAAGCUCCAACAUAUACCAUGGUGAGGUCUAUAACGAUUAUACGGCUGUGAUUGUUAACUUUUGGCUCUAACCAUUAUGUUGAACUGGAAAUCUCCUAAUUCUCUGAUAGCUUAGGAUCAGACCGAGUCUCUUGGGAAAUAAUAAGGUUUACUGCAAUGGGGUGCGCUUCCUAACACCUCUCACACUAUAUAGGAAGGCUUUAAAGUUCAAAUUUGAGUUCCUGUUGGUAGUAGGACUGUUUCCAAUAAUCCAAGUCAGAUGACAGGUAUAAGUAUAAUGAAAAAAUGUAUUAGAAUCAAGUGUUUGACAUUCAAGUCUUAAAUUAAAAUGUAUUGAAAUUGUGAUAAUGGUGACUUUAAAAGGAAUGUGUACCAAUCAGAAGCCUGUCCCGGAGUGUGGGCAUUAAUUGGGCAUGGGGGUUGCUCAUGAGAAGAGUGAUGUACGUUAUAGACGGUCCCUGAAAAAUGAGAAACCCAUCAAUCCUUCAUGUAGUUGUAUAUUAAAGGGGAACUGUCACUUUAAUGUGUAUCCCUGUAUUGAACAAAUGCGUAUUAGUGAAGUGUAAAAAAUAAAAUAAAAAGUAGAAGUCUGUUCAUCCUACAACUGGGCGCCUCCAUUUUAGCUCACUGUCAUUUUGUCACGUAUUCAUCCACUUAUAAAAAUGUGAUUAAUGGAAUUUACUGUCCACACAGGAAAAGUUGUGCCGAGCAGAAAUCAAAUCCACAGCAGGGUUUGUGCUAAGCAGCAAUUAUGCAAAUGGGAACCUGGUAACUGCCUUUGGGGUCAAAGGCCGGUUACAACCUAUCAGAUCUAGAGGAGGGGUAUUUAGGCCCAGGUGUCAUCCUGCUCAGUGCCCUGCCAUGGUUUCCCUUGUGGUUGUCCGAGAGCACGUUAUUGAUUCUGGUUAUUUGACUUUGGCAUUGUUUUUGACUUCCCUGUUUUCUGGCAUCCCUGACUCCUGGCUUUCUCUUAUCGUUGUGUCUCCUUCUGUUUCCCUUGACCUCGGCUAUUCCUGACUAUUCUUUGGUACGUUAGUCCGGCCAUUCUAAGGUCCGGUACACGUUACCUAUCAGUCCUCUGUGUUACACAAUUCUACGUGCUGGAUCAUACUGUAAUCCUGACACCUUUGAACCGAACAGUCAGCAUAUAGAAAGCAUAGGGAGGAAUGAAACAAUGUUUCUAUUGCUCCUCAUAUUUUGCAUUGUGUGCCCUGGUCUUGCCUUGUCUGGAUUAUGAUCUCAUUUGCUUUAGUAUGAAUUAAGAAUGUGUGAUAUCUUCCAUGAACCAUGGAUGGGCCCUCACUCUUGCAUGUAGACUCUGUCCAUCUGAAGAUUGAAAAUAAGAAAAUGAGAUGUCUCAACUACAGAUACAAGGCCUUGGCCAGCCAUGGUGCAGACUCUGCUGGGCUGGGAAAUAGAAAACAGGCAUACAAUCAUUCUGUAAGCUACACUUGGUUUCAGAGGGGGUAUAUUAAAACAGCACUGUAACCCCAUCUCCUCCUCCCUUCUGGAAAAUUGGUAUUUCAUGAAGAUAACCUCUUUAUCAAAUACUCGUUUUAACUGUGUUUGAAUUUCACUGAAAUUCCAACCCAGUUAAGAGAUGUGCAGAGAUUAAUUAGGGACUACUUUGACUCUGUAUAUUACCUCUGCCUGACUUUCCUAGACUCAGGGCGGAGUGUAAAUUCUGACAGCCGGUCUAGCAGAAUCCUCCGUAGACAGCAAUUUUUUACUUACGUGCAUGCGCAGGGGCUGAAGAGGAGCAGACAGAGCUAGAUAGCAGCACCAGUAAGGAACAGGUUCAGAUCAGUAAAUCUCAACUUUAUCUGUACCCCACCCCCCUCUCUCUUUCCCCCUCCUGGCACAGGACCCCAGCGGCGAUGUCCCCAUCGGGGGUCUUUGCGAAUUUGGCAAAGUCCCCAGAUAGUGACAGUGCCACUUUUAAAAUGAUUUACUGUGUGGUGAAAUGUUGUAUCAGUUAAAAAGAGACCUUCUAUAUUAAUAUUAUUUUUUGUCAUUUUAUGUAAAAAACACAUCUGGCAGUCACAGGGUUAAACCAGUUCUGUUAUUUGCAGGUUUAUUGGUCCUUCUUUAUGAAUAUAGUGAGUGUUAGUUUAGUGAUGAGCAAUACUGAGGAAUAUCUUGGAGGCACUGAUUCAUUAUUAAGAGUUCCCACAAACGAUCGCCCUGUGCCUUUUCUUGCUACCCUUAUAUUCUCAAGCCAAACUUCCUAUCAAUUUGCCUGGGUGACUUAAUAGGCUGCCAGUUUCACACGGUCCUGCCUAAAAUGAAGAACUGGGUAACAGUUACUGUAAAUAUUUUGUGCUAAAUACUAUUUAUAAAAAAAAAAGUUUGCGGAAACCGAUGAAUGUUAGGUGUGGCACAAACCUAACUUUAAAAAAACCAAAAUAAUCUAAUCAAAUUGCAGUUACGAGCAUUAAUAAUCUCAUUUGCAUCCGAAUCUGCUGAAGGGACAGUCCCUGGUCUUUCAUGAUUUCAUAUAUCACGCUACCAUCAGCCUCAAGGUGCAUUUAGAAGGUUAACUGAACGUUCUAUUGUUGUGCAUUGAAAACCCUUAAUUUGGGUAAAAAGUGAUGAUUUUUAACAAUUCGUAGUUAUAGUCAUAGUUGGUUAGUUUAGCUUAAGGUUUUGUCUGUUUUAGCUUAAAUUCAGAUUUCAGAUCACUAUAAAUCUAGUUAGAAAAAAACAUUUCCUAAAAGGUCUGCCAUUGAAAAGUACUGCAUUGCAUUUAUUGCGCUCUUUAUAAUAUAUUAUCUGAUUCUUGACUUACGACUCCAUUAUCUGUACGAUGUACAUAUGUAGGCAGUCGCUAUCUGCACUGUAGGAUGGGUGGUUGUAGCUACAUUAAUAAUAUAAAAUAAAGGGUUGUAUAGAAUCUUAAAGGUUCAGUCUAGGCCCCAUAACUUUGACUGCCAUCUCAGAGUGAGCAGUCAACCUGGUUCAUUGAGAGUCUAAAAAACAGGUUAGAUUGACUUCACUCAUCUGAGAAAAAGAGGCUGGACCAGAGUGUCCGUUUAACUACUUGGCAUAGGAUGGCGCCAUGAGACUCCUGGAACCAUAGCCACUUCAGCAUGGUUGUGGUGGUUAUACCAAAUAUUAUUAUUAUUAUGCAUAUAUACUCAUGUUUUAUUAAUAACAUUGUAGCAAAAUCCACCUGGCUGUCCAGCAUAUUUCACUUCCAUUGUUUUCCCCAUAGUCUUUCGUGCGAAUUAAAACGUUUGUCUAAUUGUUCCCAUAAACUGUACUGAAAUACGUUAUUCACCAUACGAACACAAACUACCGAACACCGGGCCGCAUAAGUGUGACUUCAAUUAACCUCCCUGUUCGCUUCAUUGAAUUCCCCAUUGAAAAGCACAAACUUGUUGUUAAAGUCCCUGGGUGGCCGCCAUUUAGGGAGCAGAACACGUGGCGGCGGCCAUCUUAAACUCCCGAACAGCGGUGUUUUGCCAUCAAGUGUCUGGAAAUAAAAUCGGACACUCGACUAAGCGAACACCGCUGAGACCUGCAGAGCUGUGGAAGAGACUGAUAGAAACUCAGGCCAUUCGGUAGUUUGAAUCCCACGAACAAGGGGAUUCAUCCCAAUGCAAACACAACUCUGGAUGGCAUUGAGUUCGGGACUUUUUAGCCACAAAAAAGAGACCGACCGCAAGGCCAAAACUCAUGGAACUGUUUUCGGCUACUGUUGCCUGUGCGGUAGGUCAAAACUUUAGACCUCCAUAACUUCCGAACCCCUGGUCCGAUCUGGGUGAUUUUUGAGUAUGUUGCUCACCCAGAUCAGGGCUAUCAGGGGAUACCAUAGGGGUGUACCUUAUGUAUUUGGGGUACAUCUAGAACUUGGGAAAAAUUGUGUACCUUUUUAAUUAUGUUAAAUGUUUAUCUGAGGGGAGGAGAUGUGUGAGUUGUACCUUGUACCCGAUUUGGUUAUUGUAAUAAUUAUGGUGGGUGUCUCCCUUGCAUGAGAGGAUUGCAUAAAAGAUCAGUUCUGCUCCUGAUAUUGUGUGUCGUCCAGUUAUUGGGAAAAGUGAUGGGAUAUUCUCGGAUUAUAUCGCUGAUUGUGCCUGCUACUCUAUUGGAUUUACUACUUGUUCCUGAGCUAUUCUAGGAUACCAGCGGAAAUAGGCUGUGGGAGACCAGCUCUCCGCUACAAACAUCUUUAUUAACACAUUUCUUUAACCUCUUAAGGACCAAACUUCUGAAAUAGAGGGAAACCAUGACAUGUCACACGUUUCAUGUGUCCUUAAGGGGUUAAAUAUCUUAAUCCAAGUAACAAGCGAAUAACUGAGCUGUUAACGAUAGGAUAGAAAUAUAUAUAUAUAUACUUCACAGACGCGAUAAAUCCUGGUCUUGUCCAGAACUCCCAUGCUGAACCUGUUUUAGAAUCGCCCGUAGCAAGCUGUCAGUAACAUUGCUACAUUUAGAAUGUCAUUGUCUGAAUUUUGUGCAGAAUACAUGUAACAGAAUGCCAGUCUGCAAAAAUAUGAAUCACUGACUAUUGGGAGAAUGUAAGGAAGUGCUUAGAACACGAAUUCCCCAUGUUGGUAACUUGACUGGUUUGUCUUUUGAAAAGAACCAUGAGAUAUCACUGCGUCAGGAUAUUCGUCUGCAGUGAGUCAGGCUGGGAAGUAAAAAUAGAUUUCGAAAGUAAGGAAGUGUUAAUGCUGCUCGCGGAAUAAAUAUCAUUUUACCGUUUCAGAACGGGCUGAAAUAAAGAGAGAUCAGAUACAAUAUAAUAAUAAUAGCUGUAAUUACACUCGCCCCAUUUGUUUAUUAAUUAACCGUUACUUACCAAAAUGGAGACUACCUUGGUGGAAUAUCUAUGAAAGCAUCUGGAUAAAGUCACAGUGAAACUCCGUCGAAGUGGCUCCAUUUUGCAAGUUUGAGUUAUUAAUUUAGUUCCCUAGGGUUUAAUCUAAAUCCUUACAUUGUUAUAACUCUAGCAGUCUCGGAUGUAUUUUGUAGUGUUGUUCCACAUUAAAGGGUUUUUUGUUUUUUUUUUAAGUUUUCUUGUCGGGCUUUUUUUGCUACAGUUUGAGUUUCAUUGUAUUCUGGAAAUUGGUCUAUACCACUGUAUAAUGUCCAACUUGUGCAAAUCCUAGCUUUAGGACACUGGCCCUUGUAGUGGUUAUGGUUCCAUAACCCCCAACAGCAAACCCAGUCACCUUUAAUCCAUGCCCAAGGUGAAGCAACUCUGGGGAAAAUGGAGGCCAACAGUUACUAAAAUAGCUGCGAGAGAGCAGGGCAGAGUUUAUAUACUCUCAGUGAUGGUGACUACCGUCACAGCCCCAUUGGUGUAGUAACUUUUUGCCCCACUUAUUGUCAACUAGGUUAUCCCCAACGGUAUAGUAUAAGGUUAAACCUGAGAAUUGUGCGCACCGGUAGGAGAUUUCUCUUCCACUGCAUCAUGAAUGGUGAGAAAACCGGGUAGAGCUGUAUGUCCGCAAAUCUGAUUUGAGAGUUUUGGAGGGGUUCUUGCUGUUCACAGUAAAUUUGUUUUGUAAAUGAAGAAGCGCAUCCUCAGUAUAGUGUCUUGUGGUAAAUUAGGAGGUGCACUAACUUUAGGCAGUUAGUGAAUCCUAUCGCUUAUAAACUGUGACAUAUGAAACUUAGCCAGUAGGUGUGACACAUAUUCUUUAAAAUAAUAUCAUUCUAUAAAUUCCCAACUCCAAAGGAGUUAUGGUAUCUGGGAUGCCCCUAAUCAUGAUAUUAUUGCUUGUGACCUAUCUUCUGAGUCCUAUGUGUACCCACUGAUGCGUUAUGUGACUCUAUUAUGUCGUCCAUCUUGACCUCUAGCUUGUCUGUGUGUUCACCAGUUUUGUGAAUUGUGGCAGAAAUUUCCGAUGUGGUGGUUGACAUAAGACUGAAUAUCCAUAUGGAUAUCUUGCAGUAUUGUCUUCAUCUUUUCUGUAAAGGCCUCUGAGUUCAGUAGUACUGUAACAGUAAUUGGUGCCUCUGUGGCCUGCUCUUCCUGCCUCAGCGUCAUGGAUCCGGGCACAGCACCAGCCGAAAUUAAAUGUAGGCGGUCGGAAUGAAUGAAUGUAUAUAUUCGUUUUGAAUUGUGCCCUCUUCAGCUUGGUACCUGUCAUGGUCCCACUGUUGCUUCUUUGAUGCUGGUUUUUUCUCCAGGCUGGAAUGAGCUCCAAGCCUAAACAGCCAUCUUGAUUCAGUUCCAAACCAUGUCCCCUGUUUCAUCUUCUCUGUGCCUCAUUGAUUGCUUCAUUUUCCAUUCUUUGCCAUGGUAACCUUUUCAUUGUAAGCGAAAUUAGACUCAGACUUUGUAGGUGUAUAGUCCUCGAACCUUGCUCCAUUUCCCUUCUUCUGCUUAUUCUUGUGUGACCUAGCAGCUUUUCUCCCUAUCUCUAGCUUCGUCCCCAAGGAGGAACCCCGUCAUUCUCCUGUCUCCUCUCCCUGUGUGCCAAUUUCAUAUUACCUCUCAAUACCACACUUGUAAUGUUGCUACUGUUGCUUUCUGUUCACUUAUGUUCACACUGGUCAGGUAUACAAUAAGCGUAAUGUGUAAACAUUCUAUUUUGGUGAAUGUGUCGCUCUCCCAUAACCUUCUGAAGGAAUUUGAUUGGUGAUGUUUGAAGAGCUGCUUCUUUUAAUCUCAUCCUGUCGCAUGCAAGUUACAUUGGCGCAUGUUUCUAGAACGUGAAUUUACCAGACCUCCACCUGAACUUCACUUAUAUGUGAGGUGGCUGGAUUCACCAUUUUUAUCUAAAUGUUUGCUAACCUAGUAAAUUGCAUGGAAUGCAUUUCUGAAUUAUGAGCAUAUCUCCUUUUAUGAGAUGUACCUGUUUUUUUUUUUAUGCUUGGGGUCUAGUGGUGAGUGCAAGGAUAGUGUGUGCACGGAGGAGCCAAUCAGUCAUUAAGGUGCCCUAAAAUACUCUCAAAAAUAUGUGAACUCUGACCUAUAAUAAAUCUGUUUUGGUGUUUUACAGUCGCGCUCCCGUUACACAAUUCCUCUUAAAGCAAUAUUUCCAACAGAUUAAUAUUCUAUUUAACCAAAGAUUUGACCGUUUUUCUUUUAAUGUGCAUGCGUAGUGCAGCAGUUUUAAAGCUGUUAGGGUGUGGGUGCUUUUUGCUAAUCCUGGGCCAAACCAUUUGCGAGCCUUUUUGGUUGACCGUCGAACGGCAAAGAUUGUUUGAGUGGGUCAGUAGACACUUUCAUGCAAUCAAUGCCAUGCACAUACUGAUGAAAUUGCUAGCAACUGGUGAGCAGGGAGCUGGGCUGCACCUGCCUUGGGGACCCCUGGUCCCGGUAAAACCGCUCCAAAAUCGUUUGACUGGCCUAACUGGCCAGUUAUAAGUAUUCAUUAUUUAAUAUGAUGAUGCAUAGUCAUUUUCAGGUAACCUGGACACCAAAGUUGUACACUGCGAGUUGUAACCUCUAGGGUGCACAUACCAAAUGAGUUAUGUCAUGUAGUAUCAUGAGGGUGCUGCAGCAUUUUCACCAUUUAUUUGGAAGAUUGCCACACUGGUCCCACUUGCAUGGUGACCUCCAUGUAAGCAUUAGAUUUUGUAAUCAGUGCAUCUCUAUGGUAAGAGUUUAGCGUUUCCAUGCACACUGUGAAGGACUGACCCAGGAAGCACCUCUAGUAGCCGUCUGAGUGACUGCCACUAGAGGUGUUACUAGGCAGUAAUGUAAACACUGCCUUUUCCCUGAAAAGGCAGCAUUUACAUUAAAAAGCCUGCAGGGACUGACUAUACUCACCAGAACUACUACAUUGAGCUGAGGUUGUUCUGGUGACUAUAGUGUCCCUUUAAGCAGCAGCAUUUUACAAAACACUACUGUUUAUACACCCCGGCAUUAUUACACAGUGUUGCUAAUCUUAUUAAGUAAAUACUGGACAUAUUAAUGGCAUUGUGUUUGUUCUAUUAAGAGUUCCAUUUAUUAUGUAUUUAUUUUGUACUAGUGGUAACUUUAUAGCAUCUCCGUCCAUGUAUAGAACACCAACGGUUACAGUAGCCUCUCGAUUAUUUUUUUGUUUGUUUGUUUUUUCCUCUUUCAGUUGCCUUGACCGACGCUGCCUAUAAAAAAUGGAUUCCUAAUACGAAUUUUGAGAAUGCUUCAAACUGGAAUGAAAGGAGAGUCCCCUGCUCUCAGGAUAAAGUGAUUUUCCCAAGUGGCCAGGUAUUACAAGCUGUCAAUGGGGAAUCUUUAACCGUUGCUGGGAACACACCUGAGUCCUCAAGUGUAACAGGUGUUCCAGGUGAUUUAUUAAGGGAUUUCCACUCCUUGAUCUCAUAGCAGCAAUAAACAACUAAGACUUGGCCAUGCAGCUUAUAAGAACACUCCAUAACACACCAUAACCACUACAGUGUGCUGUUAUGGUGCGAGGAGGGCACUGUAGUCAGACCAUUUUAGAACCUGACGAUUGAAGAAGUCGUUCACAGUUUGGAUACAUUUACAUUUGAUUUUCAUACUUUGAGCUGUGCUGCCGAGCACGGUUUGAUUACUGAAAAACUGUAGAUUUCUACGUUAAAAUAAAAUGUUGUAACCACAAAUAUUUUCACAACAAUCCCAAUGUCAGACCUUGUUUAGUUCACUUAUUAUUUUAUAUGACUAAGUACACAGAAUAACACAAUCGUAACACUUUUUAGGAAUGGCUCUGUGUGAUCGCUAAUAUAUGGUUAUUCUCCUUCGUGCAACAAAUGAUUAUAUCGUCUUUACACCUUAUUAAUACCUUAUUUCAUUUUAUUUUUUUUACAGAGAGUUUCAAUCUAUGUACAAUCAGCCCACUCCUUGGCAGAGAUGGUAAGGGUUUUUUUCCAAUUAAUUUAUUUCACAAAUUAGUGUUUAUUUUGAGAUUUAUUUAUUUGUUUAAUUUUUUUUUAUUUUUUUAAAGUACCUUAGUAAGAAAACACACCCUGUAAAAGAGAGUACAGUAAACAUUGUGAAUCAGGUGUGGAGCAAACAUGUAUAGUAAAAAUAUACUCCCCAAGGAGGCGCGGUGGGGAGAACGAUAAAAGCAUACAUUGUCAGGAAAAGAAACACAAAUCUUGAUAAAUGAAACUGUCACUCUAGCAGGAAGGAAACCUUUUAACCUACAACAGCAUGUAGAUAUUUAGAACAUCGCUUGAGGAGUUAAAUCACUUUGUUUAUUAAGAUAGCCACACCUCCCCAGGCUGUUACUUACACUGCCUACUUGAAAACAAUGGUUUUGUUUUCAAACAUCUCUUACAGCACAGUGUGUUUACUUUAGAAGUUUAUAUCUCUUGUUAAUAGGACACUAUAGGCACUAGAAUAACUACAGCUUAUUGUAGUUGUUCUGGUGAGUAUCACAUGUCCCUGCAGGCAUUUGUACCCCUUAAAGACGCAUGAUGGAAAAUUUCCGGCCAAUAAUAAAAUUAAGCCUAGAUUUCCGCAAUCGUGGGGUUAAUGUUCUUGCAGUGUGCCCCCGUGUCUGUGGCACACUGCUGUAAGCAAUCUCGCCGAUUCAGCCGCUGUGAUCGCUCUGACCAGGAGUCAGAGCAAUCACACGUGCUGCAGUGAAACCCAAUCUGCCUCCCUGCACCUCCAUGUGAGCUGUGAAGUGCAGAGAGACCGAUCACUGCUGAUCUGUCUCUGGCUGUAAAAAAAAAAAAGUGUUAGUAAUAAAAUCUCACCCCACCUCACCUCUUUCAAAUAAAAUGUAACCCCUUCCCUGCCCUUUUGAUCACUGUCUGCCGUGAUCAAAAUACAGAUCACAGUAUUUCAAUAUGAUCUGAUUUUUUUUUUCUUAAAGAGGGUUAACUGUUAUUUUUUUUAUUUUUUUUACCAUCAGGGGUUAAAUUUAUUUAGUCACUUAACCCCUUAAGAACUGAGGCUGUUGUACAAGUUUUGAUCAAAACAAAACCUAUUGCAAUAAGGGUAUUUUAAACAUCAGACCUCUUUUUCAGGAAGUGUGUAGAGAGGCUGUGUGAAAAUUGAGCAGUGACAUUGCAGGGGCAUGGUCUGUACACCAAAAACACUUAAAGGAUCACUAUAGGGUCAGGAACACAAACCUGUAUUUCUGUCCCUAUAGUGUUUAACCCACUAUUUAGGUGGCUUGCCCCCCCAUAAAAGUUUAAAUCUCACCUUAUUUCCAGCGCCACGCGGGUCUGUCGACUCUGGCUCCGCCCCCUUGUGACAUCAUAAAAAGUUACGAUUUCUAGCCAAUCUAAUGCUUUCACAUAGGGAAAUGCAUCUGUAUGAGGAAAAUUCAGCGUCUCCAUGGAGAGCGUGGAGAUGCUGAACGGCAUGGCUGCUUUUUUGGCAGCACUGACCUGGGAAGCACCUCUAGUGGCUAUCUAAGGAGAGCCACUUGGAGGUGUCCAUAGGCGCAAUGUAGACACUGCCUUUUCUCUAAAAAGGCAGUAUUUGCAUGAAGAAAAGCCCGAAGGGAACUAUUAUACUCACCAGAACUACUAUAUUAAGCUGUAGUUGUUCUGGUGACUAUAGUGUCCCUUUAAAAAAUCUAAAGCUUUUUUGGUACUUUAAGUUCUCUAGUAGAAAACCAGUAUAUUUAACCCAUAAUUUAUCUAUAAGUUAAAAAUUAACUAAAGAUGAUAAAUCAAAACGACAUAAACUUUACAAAUAAAAUGUAUACAGAAUGCAGUGAUACUGAAUAGGUUAUAUCCAACGGUGGACAGGCAACACCUGUCAAAAUAUUUCUAGUUCUCCUUAGCGAGACCUUUUAUACCAUACAACUGUGCUGCUUCCUUGGAGUAGAAAGUAGUCAUCACUCAGUUGUCUAAAUCCAGUUCAAUUGGGCAUUCUGUUCUUUUUUUUUUUUUCUUAAAAUAAAUUAGCCAUUGCUUGAGGUUGUAAAAACGCUCCCUGUUACGGUAAUUGAUUUAGCAGCAUGAAAGAAUGGGGUAAAACAAGUCAAACUAUCGACUCAUAGAAGUUUAGUCUAUGUUAAUUUCAUAGCAGACAUUACAAGAAGUUCCCCUGUACUUGACUUCUUGCACAGUUGCUCAUAAUUGCGUCAAUUUACAAAAAUCUCUGCAGUCCUAAAGCUGCGUCUCCUGCUUAUGACCUCAAAGGAGGCUGGCAAAGCAGAAUAAAAUUUUGUAGUUCUCCUCGAGAAGCUGGGGAUCUAAAUUUUGCCCAACCUUGGCACGGAGGGCACAAGAACUUUAACUGGUAUGAAUGUUGUUAUUCUACAGAAAUGGGCUUCUCUUUUGACAUUUAGCGUUUUAUGUACAGUCCUGUGUUUCGCUACAAACUAACGGGGUGGGUAGUGUGACAUGCCCAGACGUCUGUGUUUAACAUUACGUAAUGCAGAUUAAAAUCACAUGCUCUCAUUAAUCAAUCUGAUACAUAUACUGAUUGCCCUUACAUUAGAUUACCAAAAUAACCCAUGACUUGCUUAAGGUGUAGACCAUUUGUUUUGUCAACUGAGACCUGCUUUGGAAUUAUAUAUAAUUUGAGGAAACAAAGCCUAUCCCUGUCAUUCCAUAACUCCCCUCAGAGGGAAUUCCCUAGGAGUCUGAUUGAAACCGUUUGGGAAACAAAAAUGCCAAGCCACGAAAAACUGUUGGUGACUUCACACACAGGCAUUCUCCAAAAACAAUGAGGGGGUUAUCAAAUAACCCAAUGUGGAAAAUCCCUUACCAAGUAUAAGGGGGAGAAAAACACACAUGCUUUAGGUAAAAAGUUACUGAUUUCUUUAUUGAAACUGCGAAAGGAAUGGAAAUAGCUCUACUGGCUGAAUACAAAUGUUUUGAAUGAUACUCUGUGUGUGCCACAUCACGCUAGCUAUUUUAUUGUGAAAAUUUAGUUUACCUAAACAUAUACAAGCAGUCUAGAAUAUCAUUUUAUUUUUUUUAUUUUUUAAAAUAAAGUGUGGCCCAAAAGCUUAAACGGGACCAGGGACAUAGUAAUGUUGCAUAUUUAUAUCUCUACUGUUAUAGAAUAUUCCUGGAACUAGUUACUUUUUGCAGGAGCACUCAUGUUCAAAAACCACCACCUUUAUGGGUCUAGAAACAUUAUACAGCCAGCCAAUUAAGCUGUCAGUCCACGAAUACUGCACCCACAUAUGCCAACUUACCAUAACUAGCUUAAAUGCAACCUUAUUUUAUUUUAGUGGAUAACAAAACUGUGCCAGGCGUUAAAACUUUCAAUAGCUUCUUUCUUUGAUGUGCAACUUCCUGGUUCACUAACAGGAGAGUCUUCUUUUCGAUCUGUCUUUCUUUCUUUAAAAUUAAAGUUUUUGUUUUAUUGAGUGGAGAAAUCACAGUACAAGCGGAUAUGGUUACGUACUUAUUCCAAGCAUGUAAACACAAGUAGGUAAAAGCUCAUAGUACGGACUUAGUGCCAAUCAUUUUUUUUUGUAAUAAAAACAUGAUAAUAUUUAACGUUGGUCAUAUCGUCCCAUAAUCAGGAGAGAAUUGUAGGCACAUUUAUAGGCUUCAGUGUUUAGGCAAUGAAGAAUUUGCUAUAAUUUGCUAUAUAGGUACCUGCACAUUAGACCGGACACGCUAAUAGCCAUGUGGUAAUCAAGUGAAUAAUAAACAGUGAAUUACUGCAAAAGAUUUUCAACAGUUUAGUAAGGAGUAUAACCCCUAUAAAGCCCCUUAAAUAGGCUAAAAGUUAAUGCAGAAACCGAGCAAAUUCCCGCUAUGGAUACCUGUGUCAGGCCCCAGAGCCCUGUAGUAUGUUGAGUAUGUAGAGGCGUUGGAUCUCCGUGUGGCAAGCUGGUAGAUCCUGCAGGGUCAACAGAGUCUCCCCUGCUGCUUUCAAGACACAGUGUGCAGUAGAGUAUAGAGUCAGCGGACUGUGGAACCUCAGCGGACUACAUAUCGCUGUCAUCAGGAUGAAGCUUUUACACCGCCGUCGUGUCGGUCUGGGCUGGUUGAGAGAGGGUUCUACCACCUUUCAGACAGCCUAACACCAUGGAAUCUCUGGUGAGAUUUUACUUUGGUCACUGGGAGCUGCAGAUCUCAGUCAGAUAUUAAGCUUUGCCCAGAAGGACUCGAAGAGUCUGUCCAGUUUGUGCAGAAUAUCAUGCUUUUCUCCGCAUAAAUCAGAGGUACAUGUUGCGUCCGCCAUUUUAUAUGCAUCAAAGUGGCCAUUGUCUUUUUAUUGGAGUGUUGCACUUAUUCUAGUGAACUCACCCUUAGCACCGCCAUAGCUCUCAGUAUGAGUAUGGGGGGGGUCACCGCCAGUUCAGAGUGGGGGGGGGAGGGAACGAGCAGCAGGAGGGUCCAGUGCCUGGCACCUCAGGAGAGUGGUUGUCUCUUCGGUCCAGCAUAAGCAAUAGGCCUCACCAUGCCCUCUGGAUUGCGAUGUAACAUGUCUUAUUCACACGCUUUAGGAUAGACUCUGCAAGGCAGGAGAAAAGUAAGUCUCAAACCCUGCCAAACUAGGGCUCUGAGAGGCCAUAAGCCCAGGAAAGUCGGUGGCUGGGAGAGGAACCCUCACAGAAGGCGUCCAGCCGCCAUGCAGGUUAGUCCCGCCCCAAUCUGACUUUCUUGCUAAUCACUCAAAAUUACUGCAUUCGGCGUGCAGAACGUCCAUAGGAAAGCAUUGAGAAAUGCUUUCCUAUGGGCGUUUUUAAUGCGCGCGGCUCUGGCCGCGCAUUCCGUUCCACUCGGGAUCGGACGUCAGCGGGUCACCAGCACCGAGGGAGCCCGGCACUGGAUUUAAGUAAGUAGCUGAAGGGUUUUAAACCCAGCGGGAGGGGGACCCUAAGGGUAGGGGGGACCUAAGGGUUAUUGUCACGAGUGGCGGUAUGGAAACCGGGACCCCUGAGUGCCUGAGGAGUCUCCAGCGUGGAAGUGGAUUAUCAGGGCCUGGUGCAGGGUAACCACACGUCCUCUGGCGUUGAGCACCAGCGCUUGCGCGGCCACAUACCAGAACCCUGAUGCAGCUACAGCGGAUCCCAGGAACUAGGAGCUUGAUAUGAAGACCUCCCAGGAACUGGAUAGGGGUGCUCUGCAGCAGACAUGUAUCCAGUACAGAAACAAGGCAAGGCUAGGAUAGUCACCAAACAUGAAAACAAGACAGAACUAAUAGAACCCAGAACCAGAGCAGGAUAGAAAGCAGAACCCAGAACAUCUACACAAGACAUGAGGAAAACAAGAACAGGGGCAGGACAGGACUGUACAUGAACUGGGAUUACAAAAUAAAACAAGACAAGAUAUAAUAGGCAAAAAAAGAGGAGACAUAACUAAGCAAAUUAAUACACUGCCCCCUCCUUCCCCACAAAUUAAUACACUGCCCCCUCCUUCCCCACAAAUUAAUACACUGCCCCCUCCUUCCCCACAAAUUAAUACACUGCCCUCUCCCUUCCUCAAUUUAAUACACUGGCCAGCUACCUCCCUUCCCCAAAUUAAUACAGUGCUCCUUCCUUCCCCCAGGGGAGGCGGGCGGCAAAUGUAAUCCCUGCGCCACAAGUUUGACAUGCUUGAUGUUGAUAUUCCGUCUGGUUUCCUGCCCACCUUGACUACACUGACUGAUCCCGGAUUGAGAUUCUACUUGUUGAUCCAGCCCAUUCCUCAAUCCACUACUCUACUCACUCUCGUCUUUCAGUUGCUGAAGUAGACCGUUCCUCCUUUUUGCCUGAUCUCUGUUUUGGGAUCCGUGUUGCUGAACCUGCCUGGUUCUGCUUUGAGAUUUAUUUAUUUAUUUAUUUAUUUUAAUUUAUUUUGCUUUUACAAGUAAAACUUCUUAGAAGGUUAACAAUAGAUAGAUGAAAACAUGAAUAAUGUGUAACAUACAUCAUGGAAAAUAAAAUUUUGUCAUAAGAAACAGCACAUAGGUUAUGCAUUUUUACACGUCACUGGAUCUAAACAAAGGUGUAUUUAACAGUUUCUUGUACUGGUCUUGUCACUUUUCAUUCUCUAAUUUUGUUUAUUACUUGGGUUAAUCUAAGUUGCAAGAACCGAUUUAGUUUCCUUCUAUUUUUUCUCGCUAGUCUCUUGCUUGAUUACACUAUGUAGACUCCCUGUCAUCCUCAUGUUGAGUUCAUUUUAGUUUGGUAUACUCGUUUCACUUAUCUCCUCCCAGCCCCUCUACUGACUCCCUCUACUGCCCUUUAUGAACCCUGUUUAGAUUUGAGGAAUGACACCCAAGGUUCCCAAGUGUCCAAGUAUUGGUUUGAUUUGCCCAGUGCGGACAUUCUAAGUUCUUCCAUUUUAUGAAUGUUGUCUAUUUUCUUAUACCAUUCCCUUCUAGAGGGUCUUUUGUUUGUUUUCCAAUGUCCAGCUAUUACCGAUUUUGCCGCUGUUAAUAAGUAAUAUAGGAGUGAACGUUUGAAUGUAUUCAAGGAUCCUUUGAGAUUUAUAUCUAUUUGAUUUACUGAAUGUGCUUGGUGUAUCAGUCUUCAGCCAAGUUUCAGCAACCAAUAUUAAUCCAAUCACUUGACCUGGGGAUGAAGGUUGCUGUUGGGAUAAUACCUCAAUUUACACACCCCACUCAAUUUACACUCUUUCUUCCUUAGACUCCUCUCUGACCUCUCGUCCAUAUAGGUUUAACUGGACACUGUGUACAUUCUACACACACUGUAUUUAAUGUCCACCUAAGCACUUUCCAAUUCCUUUCAGUGGGCUUCCUGUAGGCCAUGCCUCUCGUGCUCGGGAUAGGGCUUUCCACAUCAGCAUGAAAGGGCUUCACUGCCACUCUCUUAAGUCCUCCAGAAUGUCCACAUUCCUUUAGCCAUUAUCCACUACCCCUAUUGUGUAAACCUAGCAUAGAGAAAAUGAACGCCUUGACCAGUUUAAUAAGUCAAAAUGUGCUCGGAAAUAGAGAACAAAGCUACUCCCAUGGAGGAUUGUACUGAAAACCUCGAACUUAAAGGAACACUCCAGAAACCUAAAGCACUUUAGCUUGCUGAAAAGCUUUAUGUGUUAAGAUUGUGUCUUUUUUCUUUUCAUUUUCAAAAUCGUGCAGAUUAAACUGGUAACACCACCUGGCUUUUCAAGCGGACAUCAGGUCCUCUUACUUCCUGGUUUGGUUAGCUGAGUGGAGCUAAACUCAAGAGGCAGCAACUGCCCAGAGCACCUGCCUUGCAAUGACUUCUCAUUAGCUGCAUUGGGAAGUCUGUGAUUGGACAGACACAGAAAGUCUGGGCGGGGCUAGAAGGGGAGGGUUUGCAUUGGCUGCAGACAAGAGAACUGCAAAUUUUACAACUUGUUUUUUAACCCCUUAAGGACCAAACUUCUGGAAUAAAAGGGAAUCAUGACAUGUCACACAUGUCAUGUGUCCUUAAGGAGUUAAAAUAUCCCCAUUGAAAAUAAAAUCCCUAAGUACACCCAUACAUAUUUUCAUAGGGUUUAUAUCUACUAAACAAUUAUUUUUCUUGUUUGGGCACUGUCACUUUAAAGUUAAUAAACGUGAAAAUGUAUACAGUUCAUUCAUCCGGACAAAAUAUCCAUAGGCAUGUCUCCCAGCACCAACAAUUUUGCAGCAUGCAUUUUCCAAGUACAGUGGGACCUCGGUUUACAAAUGCCUCGGUUAACAUAAUUUUCGGUUUACGAAUGAAAAUCCAUUGAAAAUAAUGCCUUGGUUUACAAACUUUUUUCGCAAUACAAAGCAAGUUUCCCCAGGAUGCAUUGUGCCUGGGAGGUUUAUAGCACCGCCCCGUGCAUGCUGGAGUCUGUGGGUAGCACGUGGCGUCGAGUUAUGGAGGUGUUGGAGCGGCUUUUGCAUCGAGUUUUGGAGCCAUUCUGGAAAUUGUUUGCAGUGGUUUUGGGACCUUUUGGGGCAUUUGGAGCUGAGCUUCGUCGUUUGCAUGUGUUCUGCAUUGUGGGUUGGUUUCCAUGCCAGCUCAUUUUGACUUUUUUCUGACCUCCAGAACGGAUUAAUUGGUUUUCAAUGCAUUUCUAUGGGAAACCGUUUAUUUUUCGCAAUAAGAAACGUCCCGGAGAACGCAUUAAAUUCGUAAACCGAGGUCCCACUGUAGAUCUCUCAGAAGCCAAAUUAUUUACCUUUGCUAAACAUUAUCUACCAGGGUGUCAAGGAAGGGCAGUAAAGGCUGUUUUGAUGGAGGAUACUUUGGACUUGGCUUUCAGCCCAUUUGGCUGCAUAAACUAUUCCCAGUCGUCCAGCUAUGUAGUGCUUGCUGGUACUGAAAAAGUUAACCCGCAUCACUUGUUCGACUUCAGGGCAAUGUCCAACAAGUAUAAGGACAAGCACAGCUCUCCAGUAUUCUAGAAGUCCUGGAGAUCAGGUUACACAGUAAACAGUCGUAAUCUUUUGUCCAUACCAAUGAAAGUACUUUAAAGCUAUAACAAUGUUGGACUUUAGCUAUACAAUCUGAAACAAAAUCAUUUUUCGCACCCAUGUAGAAUAUUGCUAGGCCAUGUGUUUUUUUUUUUUGUUUUGUGGGGGAAUGGGGGGUGGAAGGCUCCUUUAAUGAGUCUCUUGCGCACUUAGAGGUCAGAUAGGUUUGCUCAGGAGUCAACAUUAUUUUGCUAGCAAUAAUAAAUGAGUUUUAUUUUUUGUAAUUCUCAUUACCUUUUGAGCUAUUUCAGAGAUUGCCAAAUAAGCUUCAGGGGAGAGAGCCAACCGUCCUCUGUUAAUAAGGUAGAAAAAUGUAUUAUGUAUUGUGCUAAUCAGAGAGAUAGAACAUAUACACAUUAACUCUUAGGGCUUUGUUUUUUUGUUUUUUGUAAAAUCUAUUCUAUAAAAUGAUAAAGGAAUUCUUACAUAAAUCAAAAGAAUAGGGGGUUCUAUUUUAAUUUUGUUAAGGCAGGCUUUCUAGGUCUGUCAGCAAUUGCCGAGGUAAGUAAAAUAAAAGCAUAAAUAAUGUGUGCUAAUUAUAGAUGGCAAUUUAUGUAGGUGUUAUUAUACUCGCAUUGCCAUAAUGCAUAAUUUGACGUACCUGCUUUAAGGUAACACUAUGAUGUCAGGAAUACACUAUAGUGUUGGUGUGGCUGUUUAGGUUACCGUUCCUCUCUGAUUGCCCUGGAAAAAGUUGAAUUUACACACCUUUUCUCCCUCGCCGGUCUUAACGCGAAUAGCCCAGUCUGGCUUUGGCUCCCUGAGAUAAGCAGUCUUGACCAUUGGGAGACUAUUGCACCAAUCAGCGACUCCUCAAAGAGAUGCACUGAAUCAUUGGAAUAAAAUGAACAUUCAGUAUCUCUAUAAAGCUUGUGGAGAUGCUGAAUGUAGGUGUUGCACACAGUGCAGCCCUGGACUAGGAAGCACUCUAGUGGCCACCUGAGGUACUGCACCUAGCAGUGUUAUACUAGGCACCAAUGUUUCUCUGAAAAAGCAGUGUUUACAUUAAAAAGCCUGCAGGCACAGACUAUAGACACCAGAUCUACAUUAAGCUGUCGUUGAUCCAGUGACUAUGUUGUCCCUUUAAAUUGAGGAUUUAUGUUUUGACAUUUUCUGUAUGUUGUAGUACUCUUGAGCAGUGGGUCAUGAAGUUAUUGUCUACAUUGUUGCAGAAAAGUCUCCCUUUUUGGCCGUUUGAAGUAUUCGACUGUCCUUUAAAUUUAGCAACCUAAACAUCAUCGCACGAUUCUGGCGAACGAUUCUUGCCAAAAUCUGACCAUCUAUGGUUUUACGGGAAAAGAAAGCUGGCCAAAGUGAUACUAACUGUAACUGAGCUGUUUAUAUGAUUCUAAUUUCUUUUUUUAGCAUCAGAACUUACAUCUACUGUUUGAGUCAAUAGGAUCCACAUUGUGGAAACAAGGUAUUUUAUCCACUUCCUCACACUGCAGGGAUGGUUGAAACCUCUCUCUGUAUGCUGACACUGUCAAAACGUUUCCAUGGCAACUCUCGUUCUUUUCGCAUUCGCGUCCGCAUUAAAUAUAUCCUGUGUACAUCCAGUAUAUAAAGGGUACCAGACUCUGUUAACAUCACUUUGCCGUUUCAAGAUGAAUUUUAGAAUGUUCGCUUCAUUUUUAACUCUUUCAGAGCUGGCACUGUAGUGCUUACCAUUGCAGGCUGACCUGUUAAAUGUUUACGGUAAUUACCUUAGUGGAGGUAACCUCAUAGUACAAAUAUCUCUGUGUGUGUGUGUAGGUAGGAAUGGAACCUCAUAGUACAAAUAUAUCGUGUGUAUAGGUAGGAAUGGAACCUCAUAGUGUGUGUGUGUAUGUGUGUGUGUGUAUAUAUAUAUAUAUAUAUAUAUAUAUCUUGAUAAAGACCCCAGGAGGGUCGAAACGUCGAUUGUCUGUAUUUGCACAGGACAUGUAUUAUUUUAUAAUACAGUAAAGACUAUUUUUUGCCACUCAGAAGCAGUCCUAGUGUGCUCCCUUCACUCUUGAUUAUAUAUAUAUAUAUAUAUAUAUAUAUGUGUUUAUAGGUAGGAAUGGAACCUCAUAGUACAUAGAUAUCUGUGUGUUUAUAGGUAGGAAUGGAACCUCAUAGUACAUUGAUAUCUGUGUAUAUAGGUAGGAAUAGAUAUAUAAUAUCCUUGUCUGUCUGAGAAUAGUAGGAGUUACACUCCCGAGGGGCGUAUCAGCUGCCAUUCUAACAAAUGCUGAAGUAUCCGCUGCCUCUCAAUGUAACUCACUAAUCUUGAACUGCACCCUUUUUAAAGUGCUUUAUUUUUAUGUCUCCGACCAAAACCUCUCAAAUGGUAUUAUUUUUCUCAAUGCACAUUUUGACAAUCUCUCUCUCCUACUGCCCAUUCUCAGCGCAAGCACUUAUAAUAAUUCUCUUGCGCAUUCCGCGUGAUGACACUUUCCUGGUGUCCUACGAUGCAGGACACCAGGGAACAAAAUCGGGUCAGGUGGACUGCUCCUCUGAAAUUGGUACUGUUCGGAGGGACUGCAAAUGUCUCCAGAACCUUUGGAUUAUUUCCCCUACAAAGCUGUAUUCAUUGCACUAUUGCUCCCCCUGUGUCCCCCCUCCGUCUUGCACCCCCCGCUCCAGUGAAUAAAGGAUUAAAACCUUUUAUUUACUUGCCUGAUCCCAGCACCGAUAUCCCUUGGCGCUGGGUCGAAGCUCCUCCUCCUGCUCCUCUCCCGUAACGCGACGAACAGUCUCUAAAGUGCAUGCCCAGCAAAUGCUGUGCCCGUAUUAGAACUCCCCAUAGGAAAGCAUUGAAUCAAUGAUUUUCUAUGGGAAAAAAUCUGACGCUGGAGGUCCUCAUGCAGAGUGUGAAGAUGUCUAGUGUCAGAUACCGAACUAAAGGUCCAUUUCAAACCAGGAAGCACCUCCAGUGGCUGUCUGAUAGACAGCCACUGGAGGCAGACUUAGUGCUGCAAUGUAAACAUUCUCUGGAACCUCAAUGUUUAACAUUGCAGCACUAAGUGCAAUAGGGAGACUGUACUCAGACCACUGUGCCUGGGUGCCUACAAUGUCUUCUUUUUUUUUUUUUUAAUUCUUUAUUUUAUUGUGCAUGAAUAUGACAAUCAGGCUUGCCGUGCCACAACAGCUUGGGCAAACAGAUUAAGACAUUAAUAUACAUAUGAAUGGCACGUGAUAUUACUGCACAUUUUUGUUAAAAUUACUACAUUGCAGAACAAGAAAAAACAGUCUAGGCCUACAGUUGCUAGAAUAUGUGGUGUGAUUGGAGUGUGCUCAGCUAUGCCCUGUUGUUAGUCCACACUGACUGUACUAUAAGUGUACUGUGGUUUUGAGGUGGGUGGUCCAAUGUGUAAGUGAGCAGGCUAUCCGUCUUGUCCCUUGGAUAGGUUAGAUUUAGUUUGUUCACCGUGUGUUGCGCGGUGCGUUCCUAGCCCUAUCAGGUGGAGUUACGGUACAUAUUCGGUAUGCCACUGGGGCACAAUAUAUAAGUGUAUGGCCGGUCAGUGUGGCGGGGGGGGCAGGGAGUUAGCUAGCUAGUCAAUUGUCCCAAGGUGCGGGCUACUGCAGGCAUUAGGUUCUAUUGGGCUAGUGCUCCAGCAGGUAGGUUGUCGCAGCUUUCGAGUGUGUCACCUAGAGAGUAGCCCUCUUGGUGUGCCGUGAUAGCAGCGUUGUGUUAUAGAUGUUUGGUGAGGAUGCAUGCUGGUUCGUGUGCUGUGACUAUUGCUGUGAAGGGGGGGUGUGCUGCUUGGAUUUGGGAGCUGGUUUAUCGUUCCCGUUUGGGUGGAGUAGCUAUUGAAUCGCUCUAGGGCCCCUGAGUUGGUGGGGGGGGGGUAGUCGGGUGGUGUGUCUGGCAAGAAGUGGUGUGGGGACGUUAGUAGGUUAUAGUAGCCGGAUGGCUUUGACUGAACAUGCCUACAUAAAAUUUUAACUUUAUGACUAUGUCAACAUUAAGGGGUAUUAUCGCCUGCCAGUCCUUCGGCACUUCCCUCUACCAGAGGGGUAUUGUGAGCCCGGGUCUGGUUGGGGCGUCUCAUCCUGUGUCGGCUUCAUUGCGAGGUACAAAGGGGACUAUGUUGGAUAUGUCCCAGGAAUGUCCAGGUUUGGCAGUGUCGGGCUUGUGCCGGUUGAGCCCCAGGCUGUGGAGGAAUGGGUCGGCGUCAGCAGCUGAGGUGAGUCGGCGGGUGGUCUCGCCCUGUGUGGCUACGAGUGUGUGGGAAGGGCCCCAUCUGUACUGGAUGCCUGCUUCUCGAAGGGUCUUGGUGACCUGGCUGAUAGAACGUCUCCACUCCAACGUUGCCCUGCAGAGAUCCUGGAGAAAGGUUAGUUGGGAGCCCUCAAAUUUGAGCGGGCUCUUGUUCUUGAUGGCGUCCAUCAGUGCUUGUUUGUCGCGUAGGGACUGGAACCUCAGGAGGACAUCGCGGGGAGCGUCUGCUGGAGCCCUUGCGGACUUGGGGAGUCUGAGUAUUCCAUCUAGUUGCAGGUUCUUCGCCUGUUUGGGGUGCAGGGUCUCCGACAGGAGGCGCCUAAUAAAGUGGGGUAGCUCCGUGUCGUUGACAGCUUCUGUGAUGCCUCUUACUUUUAUGUUGAUUCGUCUCCUAGAGUCGUCCAUCGCAUUGACUCUGGCCUGCAGGGCCUGGUGUGAGCCUUGGAGUUGUUGUAGUCGCUCUGUUGCGUCUGUCUGGCAUUGUGCCAUGGAGGUGAUAUCCUCCUCUGUGGCCUUCACCCUGUCCGUCACGGCUGUUACCUCCUCACGGAGCAGCGCCAUAUCCGUACGGAACCAUGUGCGCAGGUGUUUCAGAAGGCCCAGGAUGUCUCCCUUCGUUGCGGGAGCCCCCAGGUCCCCUAAUUGCACGGCGGAGAAAGGGUCAUCUGCCUCAGGUAUGGCAUCUGGGGAGUCCAGUGGGUCUUCGUCCGAGGAUAGGCCUGGGGAGUCUGGCGCUGCCGCCAUUUUGGUUUUAGGCCUCGCCAGGAAUAUGUCUCCUAUUCGACGCGUGCCGUCGUCCGAGGAUGCUUUCAGCUUCUUUGAUCGUUUCCCCAUAUUGUUGUGCAGGGGUAUGCUUAGUUUUCGGCGGUGCACCGUCUAUUUUGUAGUCGUUAGCUAGGUUAUUUGCCGCUUUCAGCUCGGAGCUCAGCCGACAUGCGACUUCUUUCCAUGAAGGUCAGGCCCCGCCCCCACAAUGUCUUUUUAAUACAUGUUUACCCAUUGUGUAUCGUUUUACAUUACAUGAUAAUUUAAUGCUAGGAUUUGUAUGUGAGGGUUUGUCCUUGGGGUUGUUUGUUAGGAUAGUGUGGGGUUUAAGAGGAGGUGUUCGUUAGUUCUGUAUUAGGAAAUACAGGCCUCGGUGCUGCCCAAGAUUAGUGGCAGUUAUACUCCCAAGCAGCAUCAUUCAGCUCAGGGAAGAUACGGUCACUAUCACUGCAGUGUAGGAUUCCAAAACCUGAUCCGCCCUUUGAAACACACCAAAUUCCUUAAAGGGACAGCCUAAGUACCCACAUUAAUUGAUGUCAUUGGACGGAUUUUAGGAUAUAGAUUCUGACCUUGCAGCCUGUGCUGUUUUUUAUCAACUGCAUUAUUUUACCAUUUUGACUUGCCCACGCCUGCUAGUGGCAGGGCCUUAUGAUAUGCCUUCCAACAGUGGAGGUGGGGUAGGCCAAAUGAAGGGCAUACCGGUGAUGUUUCGGUGACGCGGUGAGGGGACAAGCCUGCUCGGGCAAUUGUGAGUGGGACACCAGCGAACAAACAGAAGCCCAAGUUUGGGUCUGCUCCUCUGCCGUUAUCAGAUAGUUGUGGGCAUACUAAGCAAGCCAAUACAGCUGCUAUUAUGGGGGAUAACUGCUAAAUGUUGGCUCUUUUUAUUUAUUUGAAUGGUAAUUUUCUUAAUGUACUACUUUGCCUCCAAACGCACCAUUUUUUGUUUGAUACAUUUUGGCCCCAUUUGCAGAGAGACAGUGGACCUCUUUGCCUCACAUUCUAAGCAAUUAGCGUUAAUUGUUAUAGUGCUUGGAGAAUCGCAUUAAUUGGGAUCAGAGAAAAACUGGAGAGGUAGAUUCUCAAAUGAGAACAUUUUGAUUUAAUUUCACAAAAUGCCAUCAGACACAUUUUUAUUGCCAUUCCAGGAAUGCUUUUUAACCACCUCCUUGGUAAUUUAAAUGUUGGUCAUAUGGGAACAGACUUAAAGAUUUUGAGCAAAUGACAGGCUAGAGAACAGCGCCACCUAUGGAUUCAUGAAAUAAUGCAACAUCAGAAUCAUCCUUAAAGACGAAAUACUUACUUUUGUCUUAAAGGUUUGGAUUUUCGACAUAAAACAAGGUUGUGGCGGCUUACUUGCCAAGGACUCCGUUUCCGUCAGUGAAUAUAGCUCAUAACAUGUAGCUUAUUGAUAACACCCCCUCUAUUACCCCUCCAAAUAGCGCUCUGAUAGGUGACUCUGGGACCAGGAGCGCCCUCGACAAAUUUUUACCAGACUUCGCCAACUCCGAAAUCCGAUCAUUAUUUCCAGAGGGUUUGUGGGUUGCUCCCGGUCAGGCUCGCCGUGCCUCUGAUUUUCAUGCCGGUCUGUAACGGCUCCUGGUCCACUGGAAAGGUCGCUGGGCUUUGAGGCAUGGGCUGGAAAGGUUAAUGUGGGGAUUAUAGUCCUUUUUAGAAGGAGGUGGUGGUUGGGGAAAUGUACCAGUCCAGGGUGACUGGGUGGUCUGUCACAAAUGUGUGCUUUCUGUAUGUUAAAUUGAAUAAGAAAUAUAUUCUUCAUUACUGUACGUUAUUAAAGGAUUUAUCCAUAAAAUAAUGAGUUAUGGAACAAUGACAAGUGAGUUGUAGAAUGUAGGACUAUAUAUUUGAGUUGAAAAAUCGAGUUUUGGAAUUAUUAUUUAUUUUUUUUAUUUUUUUCUCAAUUCUUUAUUUUUGCAGUGCAUAUGGGUUGAACAGAUAUGCGUGUGGUACCCCAACGGCAUUCCGCACGCUAGUUCCAUUACAAUUAUAACAAUGGGGUAUGCAAUAACAGUGCCCAAAUUUUUAAGUAUAAAGGUUGUCGUUUAACUGCACUUAUUUUGAGUACAAUGUUAAGUAACACAAUCAGCUUAAAUAAGCAACUUGAGAGAGUGUUCAAGCUUUAAGUAGGCUUGUUCGGAAUAUUAACUAGUUGCUGGCGUCACCAAUCGUGUAUAUAUGAACAUUCCAGUGUGCACUACAGGCUAGUUCUAAGUGCUGACUUUGCAUUCGCUUGCUAUGCGUUUACAGGUUAUUACAGUUAAGGAGUAACGUAGAUGGGCAACAAGCCUAAACGAAAACAAAACAUUUCGGUCUAAACCUACGUUCUGGGUGUUUCCAUAAUGUGUGUAUACACAGAGAUUUCCGUGAGUCAUAUUAUUUGCUAGGCGGGAUCUGGGUUAGGAUAAAACCGCCAGAUCAUGGCACGGUAAGAGUAAUAUUGAAGGUCCCUUGUCCCUUGCGUCCCUAAUAUUAUUCUGCUGCAGUGUGAUUUUUCCACAGGAAUAUACCCGGCUGGAAGCACAGUGAAGCAGAAACAGGAUUAUCAGACAUGCAUUCGUUAUUCUGGCUUUCUACGCUGCGGCUAGUAUGUUAUCGAAUAGAGGUGACUAAGACAAGUGAGGAUAAUAAAACGCUUAACAGUUUUAGAUUAUCUACGCUAGUGUCGGUAAGGUGUUUUAUCAUAGUCUAUGCGUGAUCGGUUUGUGAUAGAGACCGUCCAGACAAGCAUGGCAGCUGCUGCGUGGGGCUAAGAUGUCUUACGGUAACCUGUGAGAUGUCUCUUGCUGAGUCCGUGCACAUGAUGGUCUGUGCUUGUCUUUGUGUUAGCCUGGCAUUAUCCAUAGUCCACAGUCCAUAGUGAAGUAGCAACGAAAAUGUUUUAUAUCUCCGGCAGAGUGAGGUAACGAUCCCUGUGCCCCUGGCAGGGUCUCAGGCCUUGGGCCUCUGAGCGUAGCAAUCUGGUUCGCCUCACCCGAUGCCUUUCCUAGUGGUUUUUGCCUGCGUGGCAGGGCCUGCGCCCCAUCGGGGUCUCUUCCUCGGUGGGUUGCAAAAGGGCCAUCCACCGGUUUCUUCCACCUGCAGAUGCUUUUGCCGUGACCUGGUCAGUCACACAGCAGGCUUUAUGAGCAUCCCCUCGCGGGGCUGCACUUUGCUGAUUGAGGGUUGGUGGAGUGGCUUGGUGGGAGGUUGGUCGGGUGUGUCGGCAGGCCCUCCUCUGGGGUUUGUAAUCAAGAGUGUGGUUAUCUGAGGGCCCCGGCGCUGGUUCCCGCCAUGAUGAGCUUUGGCUUUGCUUCCAACGGGUAGCCGCUUGGGAGUUACAGGGUAGGAUCCCCUGUAGGAGACGCCGGGUAGCUGGGCGGAUCCACGUCUUCGCCUCCCUCAGUGCUAGCAUGUAGAUUCGUCUUCGGGCUUUGAACUUCGCCCAGAAGUAGGUGCUUAGCCGGCUAACGAACUCCGACGUGUGCAUGGGUGGCUUAGGAGAUAUUCGUUUGGCCAGAGGUUGCGUCUGAGCCGCCAUCUUAGCUAGGCCUUGUUUGUCCCGUUUGGCUGGAGAUUUUGUCGCUUGGUCAGGCGAUAGUAUGGGGAUGAUCGUCCCCAGCGAGGACCGGGAUGUCCCCCACCGGUCCAGAGGGGGGGUGGGGGGUAGCAGGGCUGUAGUGGGCUCUUGUUUAUGAGCUCGUCCCGUGUCAGGAGAGCGGCCGACUCCCCCGGACCUCAGGCUUUGCUCAGAAGUAGGCCGCAUGGCCGGUAGCGUUUUUUCGGCAGUGUACCUGUGCCGGACUAGUACCAUUUUAUUCAGCAUGUUGUUCUGAGUCUGUUCCCGGUUACUCUGUGCCGCUUAUAUGAGCAUGUUGCUCGGUUUUGGCUCGCUUGUGCCCGUUGUUGCUGGAGCUCUUAGGAAGUGCCACCGGCCAUCUUGGCUGUCAGGCUCCGCCCCGCUUUUGGAAUUAUUUUCUUUCAACUCUGCUUUCUUCUACAUUUUGCGCGCAUGUACUGCUUCAAUUAUUUUUGCAUUUUAUGAAUGAAUGCACAUCGAGGAGAGCAAUACAGAAUAUAUCCUAUUUUAUUAUUUUAUUAACAUAAAUUUUAUUUUAAUAAAAAUGAUUAUUUUAUUAAAAAAAUGAGUCUAUAAAUGAACACAAAUAUUACUUGAAAAGGCACUUUAGCAUGGAAAAACACAAGACAGCGUCAGGAUUUUAUCAUCACGUUCGGUUUCCUGUAGUCAGUUAGGUAUUUCCAUGGUAAAUUCUCUCAAUCAGAUGAAUAAUCUUGUCUGGGAAAUGUGUUUAGGGAUGUUAGAAUAGACGCGUGGAUUGAAACUCAGAGAAAAGGAAGUGCCUGCUUAAGAAUUUCAAUUUGAAAUUGAAAGAAAUUCUGCAUUAUUUUAUGAGAAAUCAUUAACGCAACCACUCUUCAAGGAAAAGAGACUUAAUUUACGGAAUAAACCACAAACAGGAAUUGGACUACUCUUAUUACCCUUCAGUUCACACAAGUGACCCACUAGCCUAAUUAUUGAGUUACAGUUUAGCAAUGCCCAGAUUACAAUAUGUGACUGAAUAAUCUACUAAAACAAUUUAGAAACUCCUGAUAAUUGACACUCUCUAACCAGUAGACAUACAAGAGAACAAAUUCGGAGGGCACCAUGGUGGAUAACACAAUUAAAGGGCUGUCUUUAUUCUAAACGAAAAGAUAUUGAAAACACCAAUCACUCAAACAUUUCGACCAUAGCUUUAGUCAGGGCCGGACUGGGAAAAAAAAUUCGGCCCAGUCAUUUUUUUAAUCACAGUGGCCCACUGACAACCAUGCCCCCUCUCAAAGUGAGCAUGUUGGUUCAAUGCUCUUCCAGGGCAGACCAUGCGUAGAGCUCUACUGAAGAGCUCUAGCAUGAGGAAAAAGCCCUGUAUUUGUUCUGCACAGUGCAAGCAAAUUUAAUAACAUACUUACACUGUGUUUCCUUGAAACUUGUCUCUGGUGUCUCCAUAAAUGGGGGACCAGGAGACAAAAGGGCCAAGAAAGUGUAUUGUGCAUGUGUUUGGAGCCGUCUUGUGGUAUUGUGUGUGUGUGUGUAGAGUGAGCUGAUUGUGGUGUGGUAUAGUGUUAAUAGGUUGGUUUCAGUCGUGUUGAGUUUUUGGUGUAAAGUGUGUCUAGGUGCUGUAGAGAGAGUGUGUGUGUGUGUGUGUAUGUGUAUAGAGGAUGUAAGGAGUGUGUGCAUACAGGCUGUAGUGUGUGUAGGGGUUGUAGAGUGUGUGUGUUUAGGGAAUGUAGUAUGUGUUUGCUUACAAGGAAUCUAGUGUGUGCACAGGGGAUCCAGAGUAUGAAUGUCAGGAAUGUAAUGUGUGUGUGUAGGUGGUGCAGUGUGUGUGUGUGUGUGUAUCUCUCUCUCUCUCUCUCUCUAUAUAUAUCUAUAUCUAUAUCUAUAUAUAUAUAUAUAUGAUCCAGAGUGUAUAUAGGAGAUCUAGUAAGUGUGUGUCUGUGUAGAGGAUUCAGAGUGUAUAUAGGGACCUAGUGUGUGUAUGUGUGUAGAUGAUCCAGAGUUGGGUAGGGGAUCUAGUGUGUGUCUGGAAUGUAAUGUGUUUAAGGGUGCAGUAUGUGUGUGAGGGAUUCUGUAGUAUAUAUACAUAUGUUUGGAAGUAUUGUGUGUUGGGGGUGGGGGUCUGUGUGUGUGGGUGAGGGGCAUGCUAUGAGUUUUCAAGCCAUUUGACAAAACAAACAAGCGUGUUAUCCAGCGCCUGGAGUCUGCCCUCUGUGCUGCGGCCUGGUUACUGCAGAAGGGGGCUUCUGUAAUAGUGUGUCCAACUUUGAUAGCAAUGAUGGUCUGUUGGUGGUCCAUAUAACUCAACAGCAAAGUGUCAUUUAGAAAGGCUUGGAAAUGCAGUCUGCGCAGUGUAAUCUGAGCUGGAGGAUGUAACGUGACAAUGUUUCAAACCAUUAGAGAUCCUACGAUAAGUUCCAUCACCAUUCAAAUCAAAUGAAAUGAUGAUUGCUUGUUUUACUGCAGAACCAUUGCAAUUUGACCUACCAAGCACUCAAUAAACCCUUCGGUAACAAACUAUUUAAUUCCCCUACUUUAACCCUUUGUGUCACUAUACCCCACUCCCUCUAGCAUGUAAGCUCAUCGAGCAGGGUCCUCAACCCCCUCUGUUCCUGUACGUCAGUGGUCUGAUCUCAAUUAUGUGUCUGUUAGUCCACCCAUUGUACAGCGCUACGGAAUUUGUUGGCGCUAUAUGCAUAAUAAAAUAAUAAUUUGCACAGUCAUUACAUUAUCUGGAAUAUAUUAAUGUUUCCUUAUUACUGCUAAGGAGUGGGUACAUGCAUACCCAGCUGAAUGUUAAAGAGAUGUUUGCUUACACUCGAUUGGUAUCUUUCUAUAGAACUUACCGUGGGAUGGAGAGUUUAUUUUGGCAACUGGUGCUGGAUUUUCUGCUUCCUCUAAAGAAGACCCGGAGUGUGAUCCAGGUGAGCACGUCAUCAUGCUGAACUCUUUACAUAGGGUAUAGCAGGGUGCGUUUUUCUUAAGGGCCAAACUUCUGGAAUAAAAGGGAAUCGUGACAUGUCCCGCAUGUCGUGUCCUUAAGGGGUUAAAGCGGAUGGCCUUUUAGCUUCCUUUUCAAAUGAGUAAUGAUUUAAGAAAACUUGCUGCUGCAAACGGACUACUCGUAUUUGAGUUCCAAAGAACACAGGAACGCCAAAGACUGUAAACGUUAAUCUAGACCUAGGGGGACUUUGGCUAGUAACUACUAGAGGUUUUUGUAAUUGAUGGAAUGUGAAAGAGAAGGAAUCCGUAUCACAAAAACAAUAAAAUGAAUACAGUACAGCUAAACAUGUAUUAAGUCAUGUCCUCUCACCGUGUGUGGGACGAUGUACAGAAUUGUAUAUAAAAUGCAACAGUGUACAAAUGGUACGAGAGGCUGACAUUUAGAAGAAAGCAUUAAAGGAUGUAUUGUGAUUUUAUUAUUUACUAAGCCGAUCAGUGACUCCCCCAUUCACAAAACUGGCCUGGGAAGAAACUUACCUUUUCCAAGCCAGUUUAACCCCUUGAGGUAAGAGUGUUCCUGGUGGCCUCCUGGCACCAUAACAACUUUAUUUAGAUUAGGUUGUUAUGGUGAUUACAGUGCCUAAACUGUCCCUUUAAACCCCCACAGCUUAGUGUUUCUUUUCUGCCCACCUGCAAACUCUGUUUAGGAGUAGAGCCAGAUUAAGGAGGCCAUGUAGGGCCCAGGCUCAGACAGGGGCCUCCUAACUCUGGCUGUAAAGAGGCCCUCCCUAAGCUGGCAGAAUGAUCAAUAGACCUCUCUAGUUGGCUCUGUGCCCCCUCACUACCUCGAAGGAGCAUUGUGGUCUGAACCAAUAUCUGGUGUAGGCCACUUUAAGAUCUCGUCCGGGUUCCCGGACGCUUCUCAAUGACCCAGGAGCCACAGCCAGCUCUCUGUGGCAUUGACAGAGUGCCGGACCACAAGGGAGCUCUUAAAGCAGUCUGCACACGAUAACCAGGUGCAGAGCACAAUGUGCCCUCACUAGACCUCUAGGGAUCCUUCUCAACCUCCACCAGACAAACAGGAAAAUUCUGUCUUCUGGACUAGAAACUUUAUCAAACUAAAUGGCUUUUAAACGUACAGACAAAAUGAAGUAGACAUAACCAAAGUUGUUGCUUUUUUUUUUUACAGGUUCAGAAAUCCAUUUCCGUGACCCAGAUCAAUACCAGUGGUUUGACCCUACGUUGUGGUAUUCAUCUCUUUCUGACAAUGAUAAAUCCCUGUUUUCGGUGGAUUCUGAACGCGUCCCGUGUCAGUACGAUGAUGUUAUCUUUUCCCCCGAAACAUCGUUCAAAGUCAACGCCAUGGCAACAGAAGCAACAAUUAACCUGAAAAGUAUUUCUGUACUUGGAAAGGUAUGAAGAAACUGAAUUAUAUCUAGUGACCAUGCAAGUAGCCCAUGUUUGUCUACAGGUUGACAUUUCAAUGUUCAAUCCUUAUAAUUUGGAGAUUAAAGUACGGUUAGUCACUAAAGUGAGAUUUCAAAAUGAAUUUAAAAUUUAAGGCCAAAAUCGCAGAAACUGCUACAAUUUCUAAGUCAGCUAUGCUUUCGAUUUGGCUCCUCUGGCCUUAAAUUUGAAAUUGACUGGAUUCUCAUUUUAGCAAAUAACACUGUCUUUUUUCUCACCUGAUUUAACCAUUUAAAUAUGAGGUGUUUGCCCUAGUGGUAUCAGAUGUAGUCUGUAAAUUUUCCCAAAAUACAACUUCUGAGGGGGGGUGAAAAAAUGGUUAAAUAAAAAGUGUCAAAAUACUUUGUUACAUACCUGCAAGAUGUACUUUCUACAAAUAUAAACUGUUUGUAGCAGUUUUAGAAUCUGUGAUUAUUAUUGAAGUUGUAAUCUCAGUGUGCCAAAUUUGGCAAAGUUUUAGCUUUAAAACCGUAUAUUCACUCCUUGCAGUAUUUGUUUUAGAACUUCUAAAAAUGAAUUGAUAUACUAUACAUCGUUUUUUUUUUUGUUUGUUUUUUACACUUGGUGUGUAGAAAUUAUUACAUGUAAACUGAGAAGAAAAAGGUGUUUUGUUAUUUUGUGGGAGGAGCUGUCCCAUCCCCUCAUUCUUCAUUUUUAAAAAUAUAUUAUUCCUAUUUAAAUGAACACUAUAGGGUCAGAAACACAAACAUGUAUUCCUGACCCUAUAGUGUUAAAACCACCAUCUAGCCCCACAGGCUGCCUAAAUAUACUAAAAUCCUACUUUUACCUUUACCAGUCUGCUGCUGCUGGCUCUGCUCCUGAUCUGCCUGCUUGAAAGACAUCAUCAGAAGUGGUGGUCUGAGCCAAUCACAAUGCGUCCCCAUAAGAUUGGCUGAGACUGUGAAGGAGGCAGAUCAGGGGCACAAGCCAAACACAGGCCUGGCCUAUCAGCAUCUCCUCAUAGAGAUGUAUUGACUCAAUGUAUCUCUAUGAGGAAAGUUCAGUGUCUGCAUGCAGAGGGAGGAGACGCUGAAUGGCAGUACUGCACAUUGUGCAGCACUGCCCCAGGAAGCACCUCUAGCAGCCAUACGAGGAGUGGCCAGUGGUAUCUCUAGACUGUAAUGUAAACACUGCAUUUUCUCUGAAAAGACGUAUUUGCUGCAGGGACUGACUAUACUCACCAGAACAAAUACAAUAAGCUGUGUACCGUGCAAUAAGCUGUAGUUGUUCUGGUGACUAUGGUGUCCCUUUAAUAUUUUGUGUUAUGUAUACAUAUAGGGUAUCAAAAGAAAGCCCUGUUUCUCCUUUAAAUGAUAGAUAAUAUGUACGGUUGCUCUUAAACAGAAACAGAGAAAUCGUGGUACAAUGUGACCAAGGCAUUUUUGUUAUUUUUGCCAAGCGUUCAAGCACAAUGCUGUUCAAAAAAGCCUUGGUUCUGAACUGUUUCAGCAUUAAAAACAGCUGCUUAACCCCUUAAUAGAUGUAAAGCUAAGGGAUUGUUUUUUUCCUUGUAGGGCAGAGCCUUCUCUAUCUGCCGACUGAACGAAAAACAGGUUGUUUAUGAAGUGUGAAAAUUUAAAAUGUAGUUCCAGCUUUUGAACGUUAGAGGGAGUAGAAUAUCAGGUUAAUUUAUACAUUAUAUCAUUAACAUUUGUGUACACGGCAGGUUUGGUUGUAAAUAAAUGGCAGCACUUAAUGUCAAACAGGGCAUUCCAUAACAGUGAGACAAUAAGACAAAUUAAAAAAAUAGUCUAUUACUUCUACUUUAGGCUAAUAACAUGCAUUUAAUUUGCAAUGUGUACUCAUAUGUUGCAGAGCUGAAAUUUAGUGGCUCACCAUCCUGCAAAUGAAUAUCUAAAAAUAUAAUUUUAAUAUAGUUGUUAUGGUGCCAGGAGGUCACUGGUGCCAUCUUACCUUAAGAGGUUAAAACAUUAACAAACAGUUUAACCCCUAACAUUUCGGGGGGCCAGUCACUGUUCCAAUUAACUUUUUUUAAGAGGUCUUUGCGACACUGAAAGGAUGAGAGCAAUGGCUGACAGCGCCCAGUCCGAGUCUUCCCGACUGAAGCAGAGCAAAUGGGUGCUGUCUUAGAAAGUUUGAGGUUAAAGGGACCCUCCAGGCACCCAGACAACUUCUGCCCAUUGGAGUGGUCUAGGUGCCAACUUCCAUCACCCUUAACCCUGCAAGUGUAAUUAUUGCAGUUUUUAUAAACUGCAAUAAUUACCUUGCAGUGUUAAGUCCUCCUAGAGGGACGUCCGGGUUCUUAAAACACAAAAAGUGUUUAAAACGACGCUGAACGUCCUCACGCUAUGCAUGAGGACCUCCAGCGCAUGCGCAAUAAGUCUCCCCCUCCAGCUGACGUUGGCAGGGGAAGAGCGUGGGUGGAGCCUGACCCAGCGCCGAGGGACAUCGGUGCUGGAUUCAGGUAAGUCACUGAAUGGGGUUUUAACUCCUUAAGCAACAUUGGAUGGGGGUGGGAGGAAGAGGGACACUGCAGGAAAACGGGCACCGGAGAGUCCCUUUAAACUGUUAAUGGUUUUAACCCCUUGAGGUAAGACGUCGCCUGGGACCUCCUGGCAUCAAAACUACUUAAUUCCAAUGAAUUUAUUAUGGUGCCUGGAGUGUUCCAUUAAGAGAAUGUCAGAGCAGUAUUCAACAUAUGGGGCUUGUUGAUCAUUAAAUGAACAGUACAGGCUUUGGUUAUGGUGUUAGAAGGGACCUGGCAUCCUCCUGGAGCAAUCUGUCAAACUAUUUUAAAACAGUUUGACAACCUACCUAGGAUCCCUUCCAUAAAAAGUUUUAUGUGGAAUGUUGUUGCCUCCGAUGCAGGUUAUCUUCUAAAAGAGGAAACAACCCACUGCUGCAAAUCUCCUUUCAGAAAUACUGUAAAUGUACAAUACAACUCCAUUCAUUUCAAAGUGAUAACUUUGCUUCUAAAUAUUUAGCAAUAAACAAAACAAAAGUUACAUGUUAAUAACCGUCUCCAGUUCCAUUUCUUUCCUAUUCACCAUCUUCUGCAAACUAAAACCAACUUUUUUUCACCUUAUUUUCAAGUCCCGUUAUUCGGACUAAUUCUCCUUUCGCCUAUAUCUUUUCUAAACGAUUUUUCCACCAUAAGGAUGCACGGUAUACGCAGGGCGUAAAUAAUGAGGAGUGUAUUAUUCCCUGGAUGUUCAAUCUCAUAAAUAAAAAUCUAUAAUUUCACUGAAUUAUCUAUGACUGGGGAACAUAGGCAUGCGCAAGGGGUGUGCCUACCUUCUAAACUUAAUGCAAACAUAAAAAUGUAAAAAAUGCUAAAUUAAAAUAUAUGACAACACGGCAGUUAUUUAUUUAGUGAUAACAAAGUGUGUGUUAUUUUAGGAGAGAGGAUGACAUAAUUUAUAUUGACAAAAUGUUCUGAUAGAGAUCCAAAAUGGGCAAAGGAGGAUGGUUUGACCUCGCACUAGGGUGACUGGGCAGGCCCUUGGCACACCCAUGUUCUCCAGUCAUGGUAGUUAAGUGAAAUCAUUUUUAUUUAUGAGCAUAAACAUCCUGAUAAUGUUAUUACACUGUGUUACACUGGCGUGUAAUGAGUUAAUUAGUAUUAAAAAAAAAAACCAUAAAAAUGACAGUUAUGUUAACAGUAUGUGAAACGAGAUCCAUAAUCACUGUCCCAGUGCACGGCAUCACCCAGAAACCCAAAGCGUGUUUUUGCGCGACUGAUUUCAUGACUCACCUGUGAGACGUAGACAAGUCAACACAGGUAGAAAAUAUAUACAGUAACUCAGAGGAUAGGUAAUCAAAUGGCAGCCUUCCAAACAAUUAGAACAAAUUCGAGACAUACUUGCUAACAAUUGUAACUCGUGGAAAAACAAAACCGACAGUAGUCUUGUUUCGACAGGUGGAAACCACUAACUCCGUUUGAGAAGGUAGAGGGGGUGGAGUUAUAAAUGUGUUCUGUAGAUGCUAACAAAAUAAAAUGAAGCAAAACUGUAAAAAGUGGCGCAGUUACCAUGGAAACAAAAUUAUAUGAAUUCUGUUGGCUCUCGUAAUGAUUACAUCACUUGUACAACUCCACCCAUUUUUUAAUUAAAUUAAACUUGUGUAAGUGCGCCUUCUCCAUGUAGAAACAUGCCCAUAGAAGGUCUGUUUCCCCAUUUUGAGGCUUUUCUUUGUGCAGAUAUUAUUAUUAAAUGUAACUUGUAACGUAGGCACUGAUAUUAUUAUUAGAUGUAACUUGUAAUGUAGGCAUUGUUGCUGCGUGAACAUAUGGAGCAUUGAGGGGCUAUAUGUCCCCUUCAUUAAUUACAGAAAGAUCCCUCCAAUACCAGCCCCUAGUUACUAAUGCAAGCAGGGUCUCCCGUCCCCGUAGUAUGUGCAUAUAAAUUACUUUCAAGCCUCACACCUAAAAAUGGGUUUUUAUUUGCUCAAUACAUCCUUUCCAGCUGAUGCCUUUGUACCUUUAUCCUGUAACCAUACAUAGGCAUCAUAUCAUCAAAGUGAAAACGGUGACUUCACACAAAAUUAAUGUCUGGACAAACAGAAACUCUUAAUUGCUCAGAGCAAUAUGUUUGCAUAGGCCGUCAAAUUGCUCUCCAAAGUCUGUCCACCGUGGCUUGAUGUUUAACUUUGAAUGUUUGUUUUUUUUGUCAUCUUUUCAUUGUACGUUAGACAUUUACCACUGAUGAGGAGUUUUCUUAUCACCUUCAGUCAAACACUGGAAAACUGCAGUUCCCUGGAUCUCCCCGGAUGCACAUCACAAACACACCGUGUGGAGACCAGACCGGCUGUGAAUGUGGCAACACUGCGGUGAGAAUUGUCUGUUUAUUAGAAAAUAAUGAAUGAAUGAAUGUCACUCGAUCCCUGAAACAGGAUCUUUAAUCUUAUCAGCGUGUUUUCAUGCAAACUACAAUUUUUUUAUAUUUCUUUUAAAGGUGCUUCGAGAAAUCUGUUCUGCUCUUCAGCGUACGGAGGGGAUAUGUCCCAAUCUACCAUGCCCACUGCCUCUGCUUCCAGCUGGACGUUGCUGUCAAAUAUGUGGUGAGUGCCAUUGAUGGCUGUAGUGACGUACAACAAUGACAUCACAGGAGUCUGAGCAGUCAUGUCAUAUAGGUAAUCUGGGGCGACAUCUGACAGCAAAAACUAUGACUUGACAUCCUAAAAAGUACAAAUGGGAUAACUUAGAUGUGAAGAUAGUUUUCAGCAUAGGAUUAUGGGAACUGUAGUUCCUCAGCAGCUGAGGAGCUACAUGAUGCAUGCAGGUGGCCUACAUUAUGUAAUAAGUGAUGCAAAUCUUUCUGCCUCUUUUGAUUGUAGGAGCCAUAAUAAAUCUGGAGCACAUGUCUACAUUUAACUUUGAAGAUUAUCGCACUCAUCUUGUCCAGACCUACCUUAACCUGGUAUGAUAACAUUUUAUUUACCCAUUUACUGCUAAACAAAGAAAAGAGUGCAAUAUGGUUUCCUUUUCUGUUUUUGCAUCAAUCAAGGAAUAAUUUGUAGCGGUCAUAGCUUUCUUUGCAUUCCUAUGAAUCUUCGAAAGACAGUAUAAACACCAAAACAACUUCAGCUUAACCCCUUAAGGACCAAACUUCUGGAAAAAAAGAGAAUCAUUACAUGUCACACAUGGCAUGUGUCCUUAAGGGGUUAAUUGACUGGUUUUGGUGUCUAGAUCUAAUUGCUUAAUUCUCUGCCAUGUAAGAAGUUACAUCACUUUGUUUAUUCAGCCCUAGCUACACCUCCUCUGCAUGUGAUCUACACAGUCUCCCUACACUUUCCCGUCAGAUCUAAUGUUCCCUUAAUGCACAGUUUGUUUAAUUUAUCUCCUGCUCUGUUAAUAGCCUUCCAGACUCUGCAGGAGCCUCACAUGUAUUAAUAAAGUUCAAUUAACAGAGCAGGAGAUAAUAAUGUCUAAAGUAAACACACAGUGCUAUCAAAUCUGAUUGAAAAAGAAACAAUUUUUUUUUUCAUGAAGUCUGUGAGUCACAGACAGGAAAAGCAACAAGUGAGCUGUAGUCCACAACAUCUGAAGCACUGAAGGAUGCCUAGCUAUGCACUAAAACUAGUUCAGUAGCUAAAGUUCUUUUGGAGCCUAAAAUAGAAUAUAUUUCAUAAUAUAUAAUAAUGGAACAUUGAAUAUAAUUGUCAGUAUUAUAUGUAUAUGGUGUGGUAUAGGUAAUGGCACAGUUGUUCCAUUUACAUUGUUAAGAAAAGGGAUAAACAAAUAAAAAGUUGAUAUUUUUCCUGUAGUGGUUAUAGUGCCAGGAGUGCUCUGAAACCUUCCCAGAAUUAUUUGCCAAACUGUAUUAGAAACGUGAUGCUUCGCUCUGUAAAAACGACUUCCUUCUCCUGCAGAACACACUGUGUGGGCGCAUGCGCCCAGUUGACCAACGCAAGUUGUUAAGCCAUUCUAACAAAUUACGCCAGGACACACCUUCCACCAAAACCACUUCAUUGGGCUGUAACGGCUACGGUGCUUUGUGUGAUCCUUUAAUAUCUUUUUUUGAAUGUUUAUCUGUAGACUUAUUUUCAUGAAAAAAAAUAAGUAAAUGAGAAUGUAUUCCGUAAGACAGCAAUGCUGCAUUCAUUAAGAAAGAAUCCCGUACAAACACGAGAGAUUGUGUUACUAUACUGCUUGUGGAUUUAUAAAGUUAUAGGAUGGAAGUUCUGGACCACAGGUCCCAAUGGACUUAGUGCUAUGAUUGAUUGGUCUGAGCUCUGCUUCUGAAACGCUUGGAAAUAAAAAAAAAUAUAUAUUUCUGGUAAGAUUAAUGCAAACUCACAUUUUCUGAAACUUCCCUUUUCUUCUUAACCACAGAGGAUUAAGCACAGCAUUAAGGAAAUGUGCGACGGUAAAAUUGCUACGGAUAGGAAGUUAUUGGGUAUCUGUGACAAGUGGCCACUUCCCAGUAUCGUAUUUUAACAUAUUUAACAUUUCUCAGCCUUGCUCCAGCCCACAGACCAUGUGUUUAGAGAACCACAGUUUACUCUCGCAAUGAUAAUGAUGUUAUAUAAGGCAGGUCAUUAUCUCAGAAUUUAAACCCAAGUAAAACUCUGCUGGAUUCAGUGUAUGUUAGUAUGUUGUGAGCGUCUGUGUUCAAUGAAGUUUAGAAAUAAAAUGAUAAAGGUGCGCAAAAUGAGCAAAACAAAAACCAUGAUAGAUCAACGUUGAAACAAUUGUGUUAAAAUCAAAAUACUAUGGUGGAUUGACAUUAUACCUAUGGCUGAGUAAUCCUAAAAAUAGGCAGUAAAACAGAUUUUAAUGCAAUUCGAUAAAAACAGCUUCAGGUUGAAAUUAUCAAACCAUAGUUCUAUUAGAGCCAGUAUAGGGCUUAAUUAGCAUGGUUCCUUGAUCGCUUUGUACCCAUCAAGCUCAUAGCAAAAUGCACUGGAAGCUUCACUGAGAUGUUAAAGUACCAUAACAGCACGGCUCAUUGUACAGGUGGACGCCACUCUAUGUUGUAGUGUGUUUUUGUUUUUUUGUUUCUUUUAACGGUUUAGUAGUGGUGGAACUUUCACUGCCACUACCAGACCACGUCCUCUUCAGUCAAAGUGGAGGAAACUGAAUUGCAUCAUUAUCCAGUGUGAUGUCAUCCAAUCUGGAUGGUAGUGUUAGAUGUGAAAAUGUCCUGCCUGCAUUAUCAGUACAUUAGACUGCAUUGUUUUGUUAUAUCGUCGAUUGAGCAUAUAGAUUGCCAAUAUAUAAAUAAAAGUGACAUUGAGUAUAUUAGACUUCUGUACAAACAUAACAACUGCAGCUAAGUGUUGAGAUUAUGUUAAAACUUUGUGUCUUUUGGCACAAUCCGUAGUAAACGUCACAUUCUAGAGUAUAUUUCAAUAAUAAAUCUAUUAGUAAUCUCUCCAGCUUUGUCUUGGAUUGGCGAUUAUCAAACAGUAUUUCAUGUUUUUCAUGAACCAUACACAUCACCUACAGUUUGUACAUUUAUUGUAUUUUUAUUAAUGUUUCCAUAAACAGGAAAAAUAUUCCAGAGUUAAACUGGCAAUUUCCAAAGUGCAGAAUCAACGGACUAGACUGAAGAAAAAUGAUCUCACUGCAGAAAUUCAGAUUAUGAUAACAGAUAACUUGGAGGAGUCAGCGACAGGAAGUGAUGCAAUAGGUCUGGCCAAUGACAUCAUAAACGAAAUAAACAACAAUGGUAAAUAUUCAUGGCUUCAAGCUCUGAUGUUAAUGUACAAUACCAUUUUGUUCCCGGUGCAUCAGACAUAAGUUAGAUUGUAUUCUCUAAACAAAAAAAAUGAAACGAUAUGUAGAAUAUGUGUUAUAUGCUCAAUCCAAAAUAGCCUAUUUGAUUAAUGAUCGGGGGGGAAAAGUUUUUCACCCAAGAAAAAUGGGCAAUUUGUUCGCUGAAGAUUAUAGCAAAUUACACAAUUUUAGAUCAAAUUCGGAUAUAUAUCAGCCCACAGAAGAAAAAAUUGAUCAGUUCAUGAAUAGGGUUACAUUGCCUUUGAUAACUACAGAAAAAUUGGAGAGUUUGGAAUGUGAUAGUCCUGAUGGAUUUACCAUCUUAUAUUAUAAAACUUUUGCUGAAAUUUUAAUUACCCAUAUGGCAAAAUUAUUUAAUUCCUAUUAGACCGGGGAAGAUGCCGGUGGAGUCCUUGUGUGUACACAUAGUUGUCUUACCAAAACCGGGUAAAACUCCAGAUAGGUGUCCUAAUUUCAAACCUAUUUCUCUUAUUAACAAUGAUUCAACGAUAUAUUAUAAGGUGUUAGCAAAUAGAUUGGCUAAAUUGAUUCCGCUGAUUAACAAUAAUGAUUAAGUAGGUUUUGUACAGGGUGGACAUGCACCAGACGGAACGAGGAGGUUUAUCAAUUUGAUUCAACACAUUAAUUCGUUUAAGACGCCUUCUUUGCUUCUAUCUUUUUAGACGCAGAUAAGGCGGCCGAUAGAAUUCACUGGGGGUACUUGUGGAAGACACUAAGCAAAUUUAAUGUUCCUUCAUCUUUUAUAAAUGCAAUUGCAGCACUGUAUAGCAACCCGCAGCUCAUGUAAAUGCUUCUGGUUUCAGGUCCGAGACUUUUUCUCUGUCUAUUGGAACCAGACAGGGGUGCCCUUAUCCCCACUUUUAUUUGUCCUUGCUAUUGAACCCUUGGCCGAGCUCAUCAGACCAAACCCAGAAAUAGAAUGUAUAAGGUUUGGUGAAUCAAUACACAAGAUAGGAUUGUUUGCAGACAUUAGUUUGGAGAGGUAUCCUUUUACAAACUUAAAUCUAAAACACAGGCUCUUCCCUUUCACGUUAGUCACUUAGAUCUUAUGGCUCUAACGAGUUUAUAUUUAUAUGAUUGGAGAAACGACUUUAUAGACUACUUAGGCAUUAGCUUAUGUAAAAAUUUAACAAAAAUGCAGACUUAUAAUUUGAGCAAGGAAUGGCCCGUUUUACAGAAGGAGAUGGAGCUCUCGUGGUUGGGUAGGAUUGCGUCUAUUAAGAUGACAGUCCUCCCAAAAAUGUUGUACUAUUUUAAGACCAUACCCCGGUCUAUCCCGUUAAUUCUUUAAAAAAAUUAACUCAGCAAUUUUGAAGUUUAUUUGGAACAAGAAGCCAAGCAGAAUCAAACUAACUACUUUGCAACAUAAUAAAUCCAAUGGGGGUAUUGGUGUACCUGAUAUUCAUAAAUAUUAUUUUGCUACCAAUGCCGCACUGUCAGUUUUUAAUAACAAUAUUAAUAAACCAAGAUGGAUAGAAAUGGAGGAGGUUAAGACUUUUCCAUUUAUACUCAGAGGCUCUUUGAGUAGGCCCGGAAAAGAGACCUAAAACUACCAAGUUAUUAUUUUCAACCAAAACAACGUUUAAAGCUUGGGACCUUAUUUUUAGAAAUAAUAAUCAUGCCAGAGGUUUAUAUAGAGCAAUGCCACUCACAUUGCUGAAGGAAUAUGUGCCAUCUUUAGACAUAGAUUUCUGGGAUUCUUAUUCCAUAGCUUAUUUAGAUAACUUUUUUCAUGGCAAUGCCAUACUGUUUUUUGAUAAAUUAAAAUUUAAGUACAGUUUACCGGACGAAUCUAAAUUUAACUGUUCAGUGGUUGUAAACAAGCUAAAAUAAUAAUUCAGCAUUGCAGAAACAUAAAAAAAAUUAUAAGACACUCAAAACUUUCAGCCUGGAAAAGGUUUUCCUGCACGAUCCAGGAAGAAAAGGCAUUUCUCUAAGUUACUCUGUUUAUAAUGUUAAACCUUCAGACAAGUUGAGGCAUAUCUUGUCGUGGGAGACGGAGUUUGAAAGAAUGGUUUGGUUUUUGCACUGUACCGACCAUUUUGAAAACCAUUAUAAGUUUUUAUAUCGUUGGUACCUGGUUCCAUCUAGACUACACAACAUGAAUAAUGCGUAUUCAGACCGGUGUUGGAGGGAUUGUGGAGAUACAGGACAUAUGGCGGUUUUGUCCAAAAUUAGCCAGAUAUUGGGAAAUGAUUCAUGAUUUGAUUAUUAAAGUGGACAAGGAAAUAAGUAUCUCGAUAUCAGAACUAGCACUAUUUAAGGAAUUCCCGGAGUCUGUUGCGAAAAAGUGACAAAAUAAUAAUAGGCCACAUCCUAAUGGCAGCUACAACAUGUCUACCUCGAUACUGGGAGUGUAAAAAUGUGCCUACACGUAAAGAAAUUUUGAUCAUGGUUUUAGAUAGUAAAGCAAACAAAUUGUCUUAUAGAAAGAAUAAUCAUUUAUUUGCAAACCUUCAACAUAUUUGUGAUAAAUGGGAAGAAGAUAUUAAAAACAACUUACUGCUUAUAGAAUAUAUAUAUAUUUUUUUAAGUUCAAGGAUGUAUAACUAAUGUUUCGUACAAUAUUCCAUAAGUUUACUACUAUGGAUCCCCUUUCCUAUUUCCAAGUGUCCCUUUCUUUCCCCGAAUAGUAUGUUUGACUAUUUGUUAUUAUUUGUUGUGAAAUACAUUAUAACUAAUAAUUAUUUGAAAAUAAUAUUUGUUAUAGUGUACGUUUAAUGUAGUUUCAUGUUGUCACCUCCAUAUUCAUCAAGCAAUAUUUGAAUAAAUCUGCCUUUUUAAUGGUUGCACAGUGCCACAAAAGGCUUGCAACGAUUCCCUUUGAUCUUACAAAAGGAAACUGCCAAAGGGAACGUUCCCCAAAACUGAAAUCAAAUCGCUGUCAUAGUUUGCAAGUUCAUAAUUUAAAUAGGAUUUUGUAAGCAAACCAGAUUUAAUUUCAGUAAUGUAUGAGUACAUUUUAAACACUGCAUAUGCCUAGACACUUAAAGGUAAACACACAUUUUACAGAUGUGCUAACAGAAUCAUUAAAGGUAUACUCUAAGCAACAGAAUCACUACAUUUCAGUGUAGAGGUUUUGUUACUUGGUAUGUUGGGACAAUCCCUAGUAAGCGAUAAACAAUUUAGCAAUGGUUUAAUAAAAAAACCAAAACAUAACAGUGCUUUCCUUAACAUUGCCAUUUAUAUAGCGCCAACAUAUUUUGUAGCGCUUUACAAUAUUAUAAGAGAGGGAGGAAUUAACUAUAAAUAGGACAAUAAAAAAAAAAACUUACAGGAAUGAUAGGCUGCAGAGGACCCUGCUCAAACGAACUUACAGUCCUUGAUCCCCAGAGGUUGACCCCCAUAUUGAUACUUGUGUUACUUACCUUUUAACAGCGCGAAUGCUCCCACUGUGUCACGGAGGACGAAUGUCCGCUAUGGUCCAAUCAGAUUUUCCAAUAGGAAAGCAUUGAAUCAAUGCUCUCCUAUGGGGGCUUCCGUAUCAUGUAACAGAGUUUUACUUGGUCAGUGCCGUGGAAGCACCUCUAAUGGCUGACCUACUGAAACAUAUAGUGUAACCAUUGCGGUUUCUGAAAAAAUAAUAAUUUAGAAGGAUAAGGACAUUGCUGGAUGACUACCGUGUCUCUUUAUAAUAAUUCCAUCCAAAUUGCUGGUUUUAUUGUCAAAGUUUUUAGAGUUAUUAAUAAACUGCAAGUUUGUUGCACAUUAUAUUGUUUUAUCGCUGCCUUUUUUAUAUAUGGUUUAACAUCCAAUACGGCAAUGAUUGGUGCUUUGGGCUGGUAAGUCCAGUAUUCUCAGCCAAUCAUCUUUGACAAUGAGAACACGGAAUACUUACAUUUCCACAUGUGUAGCGUCAGACUUUUGGCAGUUGCUAAUUGCCAGUUGAUGUUGAAAGACAAAUGGCAUCAAAUUUUCACUUAUGAUUAUUUUUCCUAUUCCUUUUUACAUUUCUUACAUUUAAAGAAACUUAAUUAACCUUUUAUUUUUUUUAAUGGAUGUAUAGAUUUAAAAAAAAAACUUUAAUCUGGCUGAGCAGCCAUGUUCAGUCAGUUUUUACGCUUAUCUGACCAACUGCUGCUGAGUCUAACUUGCCUGCUGUUGUGACUGCUGUGUGUGAACCUACAGCAUCAGACAAGUUAAAUUGAGCAGCAGGUCCGAUAAUCGCAGGUUCUGAUCCAACAUGGCUGCUCUGCCAGAUAUAACGAAAUCAUCAAUAUACAUCUUUUAAAAAUAUAUUUAAUUACAUUUUAUUAAAUAAACUUUUAAACUUUUUUUUUUUUUUUUUUAAAGUAGUGAAUAUUGUGAUGACCAUUGUCCUUUUAAAGGAGAUAUUUGGUAAUUAAUGCUGUUUAGAAUGAUGUGAUUAACUAAACACUGAAUUGAGAACCAGAUUGCUAACUGUAGUCACAGAAUCACACAAUUACUUUAAAAGUCCAACAUCAUAUCCCCCAAAGUCCAUGAAGAACAAAACUAGAAAAUGUAGGUGAAAUGUCAGCGUUAUUUUUAAUUUUUUAUUAUUUAGGUAAUUAGUCAGAAUGAUUAAGUUCUGAGUUUUCUUUUUUUUUUGUUGUUCAUUUAUAAUUUUAGGUAUUUCAUUCGGCAUUUCUAAAGCGACCGUAAUAACAUCUACCAGCAGUCAAUCCGCUCCAAACACAGCGGGGAUUAUCACGGGGAUUGUCAUCGGAGUACUUGCCAUUUUCCUGUCUAUUCUAGGUGGUCUCUAUUACCUUCAUAGAGUAGGAACUUUAAGGUAAUCAAGAAAACAAACCGUGAUGCACAAUAAUGGCUGUGUUUAUAUUAUCAGUGUAAGAAUGUUUUUGUUUGAUUGUAGAUUACCUUCUCAGAUAGUCUUAUUCAGGAGGAAUAACUUUGAAGUGCAAACUGACACACAGCCCAUAGGAUUCACCAACCCUAUAUUUGAAGGAAUUGCAGAGGACGUUCCGGUAAGCAUUUAACUGGAAAUAUCUUUGGGUAAAGUUUACAGCUUUGAAUGUUUAGGGGAGUUGGAAGAUUAACGAUUUCCAAAAAGAAAAUAAUCCAAGCAUUUGAGGUCUUAUUGAGGAUCACAGUACCUCUCUGAUUGCUUUGGUCUUGCAAUUAGAUAUCCAGCUCUCUUGCACCAUAACCAGUGUGCUGUAGCAGUUAUGGUGGCCAAGUGCUAAGGCUCUGCUGCCUGCCUUUAUCCUUCUAGCUUAUUGGCUGAGAAUGUCAGCUAAUUGUUCUCCGCUAACAAGCUAAGCCCUGCACCUCCAACCAUAGACAGAUCAGGCAGAGAGCUUCUGCCCUCAGAUGAUGCAGAUCUCAGGUAAGAACUCACUGGUAAACUAAUGUUAUUUUAUUUUAAUGUGUAUGAGAGGGGUGAUUGUUUUGUACAGUAUAUGCCAUGGUCUCACAGACCCCAGUAUGUAUGGUUUUAUUUUUUUCCCUCUGUCAUGCCUAGCAGUAUAGCUCCAAAUGGGAAAUGUAAGCUGUGUCACAUAUGCUUUUGGAGGAGUUUUAAAAAGAACACCCCAGUCACCAUAACAACUUCAUCUAAAUGAACUUAUGGUGACAGGAGCCCCCUGUGUGCACUCUUACCUCAAAGGGUUAAACGGUUCUUGAAAAGUUGCCUCCAGCGCUGAUCCUUGCGGCGUCCGGCUUGUGAAAUCUCAGUAUCAGAAUGUGUGGAGUGCCUCUGCGGAUUGGCUUAGAGCAGUCAGCUGAUGCUCUCAGACAAUCAGUGACUUCCCAUUCACAAAACUGGCUAUCAAGUUUGUCUGAGAGCAUCAGCUGACUGCUCUGAGCCAAUCAACUGAGAUUUCAGAACCCGGGUGCCGCAAAUGGGUACCUGGGGAUCAGCACUGGAGGCAACUUUAGGGUAAAACUGUGAGAGCAGUUUAACCCUUUGAGGUAAAAGUGCGUCUAAGGGCCUCCUGGCACCAUAACAUAGCAGUCUUAACCCUGCAUGUAAACGGUUUACCAGAUCUGUUUUCCCUGUGCCAAGCACAGGAACACACAAUCCAAUAAGAACUUACAAAUAUAAUUCCAAAUACUAACAUUGUUAUUCAAUAUAGUGAGCACUUUUGGAAACAACAAAUUCAAGCUAAGCACCUUUAUCAGCCAUAUGAGGAGUUAUCACUAGGUGUAAUGUAAACACUGCAUUUUCUCCAAAAAGACAGUGUUUACAGAAAAAAAGCCUGAAGGUAAUGAUUCUACUCACCAGAACAAAUUCAAUAAGCCGGAGUUGUUCUGGUGACUAUAGUGUCCCUUUAAUACCUAAAUAGUCGAACUGGAAUUAUAGCUGAAUUAGUGUGUUUUCCCAAUUUGGCUAUUUUAGCCCUAAAUGUUAUUCACAUUAAAUUCUUACGUUAGUGAGGAGCUAUUGCCUUGUCAAUUUUCUACAAUUCACAUUAUAUUUAAAAGCACACCAGCGUUAACCAAAUACACUACAUAUAUAAUAUUAAAUAUAUUGGUGCUCAUCCAAGCACACAUUUCUGUUUGUGUCCGUUUAUACAGUGGUAGACUGAUACUAUAAAGAUAGUAUAACAAACUACGCUGAAAGUUGUUUUGGUUUUUUUUUUUCUUUGUAGGAUGUCUCUGGUCUAUAUUCCGGAGAGGAAGUAUUAAAAGAGAUUACACCAGAUAAAAGCAGUUUUCAGUAUUCAAAUCCUCUAUAUGAAGCCUCCCAAUGUGACGACUGAGACCUCAUCAAUUACUUGGUUAGUAACUAAAAUCAACUCAUUUUUAUUUUCAGGUAUUAUUCAGCUAGCAAUUUCACAAUAAGUACUGUUUGUGCUAGAUAUACAAUGUAAAUCUUAUAGACAAGCGAUUGGUUUACAAUGUGUCCUCACAACAUUCUAUUCUUGAAACGGUUAACAUGCAUUGUUUAGGGAGACAGGUUAGGUAUCGUAAGUUACAGCUGCCAGGCCAGGCAUUAUGGGAAAUGUUGUCCACAUCAGUAAAUCAGACCAUAAGGCUAUCUUAAUACGGUGAAGAGAAAUUUGACAUUUAGGCAAUAUACCCACUACAGCUCAAUUUAAACAGCCUAUUCGGGCAUCCCAAUUAAUCUUUUUUGGGGGGUGUCAGUGAGUUUGGAAGUUUGAUUUUUUUCAACUUUCUUGAUUAUGCAUAAUUGCAUUUGAAAUGUAUUUGUUAUUACUGGUGUUUACAGUGUUAUGGUGCCAGUAUUCCCCUGGGCACCUUCUUACCUGAAUGGAUUAAACCAUUCUCAAACAGUUUAACCCCAACGGUUGCCAUCAGCGGCAUCCAGCGGGGAUCGUUGCUGAGCAGUCAGCUGAUGCUCUAAGCCAGAUGUUUUAAAAUUACAUUUUCCAAGAUCCUUUGUCAUUCUAAAAACAUGCAAAGCUUCAUGGGAGUUGUAGUUAUACCACAUCUGUGGACCCACCUUUCAGAGAAACUGCUAUGUUUACAUUUGGGGUUAAGCCAGCCUCUAGUGGCGCAUCUGCUACGCUGGAGGCACAUUUUGCCUCCAUCGCGCAAAGAGUCCAUAGGAAAGCAUUGAAAAAUGCUUUCCUAUGGACACUUUGAAUGCGCAUGCAGCUCCGCUGAUGGCAGGGGAGGAGAGGUCACCAGCGCUGAGGAAGCCUGGCGCUGGAUUAAGGUAAGCACCCUUAUUUUGGAAUGACACAAUGGCACCCCUAGCACCAUCAUUACUACAGCAGGCAGUCAGCACAUCUUUAAAGGACCGCUAUAGUGCCAGGAAAACACUUGUUUUCCUGGUACUAUAGUGCCCUGGGGGUGCCCCUCAGGAGCUGCGCACGCAUUCAGCCAGUUUCAUAGGAAAGCAUUCAUAAUGCUUUCCUAUGGACGCUGGUGUCUUCUCACUGAUUUUCACAGUGAGAAGCACACAAACGCCUCUAGCGGCUGUCAAUGAGACAGCCACUAGAGGCUUUAUAAAUGGGUCAAUCCAGCCUCUAAACAUAGUUUCUCUGAAACUAUGUUUAUAAAAAAAAAAAAAAAAAAGGGGUUAAUCCUAGAGGGACUUGGCACCCAGACCACUUCAUUAAGCUGAAGUGGUCUGGGUGCCUAGAGUGGUCCUUUAAUGAAAUGUGUUUCUAUGGGGAUUUUCAGAGCUUUCAGGAAUAUUUACUUAACUAGAAAGUGAAUUAAAAAAUAAAGGUCAAAUAGUUCACCUGGAAAAAGAAAUCUCAGUCAACCAUCAGAUCGGCUUCUCUGACCUUAAAUUUGAAAUUCACUUUGAAUUUUCGCUUUUUAGUAAAUCACCACCACACAAUUCACAAGGUUUCUCUGUCGAGAGAAGACUGAAGUUGAUGAACUUCCUGUUGGGCUCAUUCACUGGCUACAAUAUGAUGCUCUAUAUCAGUGGUUCCCAACCCAGUCCUCAAGUACGUCCUGGCAGUUCAGGAUUUAGGGAUUACCCAGUUGGGUCCAAUGUGUUUUUAGAAAGAAAGAAGAAAAAACAACCUGCACCCUUUAGACACAACAGGGUAAUCAGUAAAUCCUGAACUGCUGGGGAGUACCUGAGGACUGGGUUGGGAACCCCUGCUCUAUGUGGGUACUUUUACAAUUGGAUCUAUUUUUUUUAUUUUAUAGAGAGGCACCCAGAACCCCAUCUCAAUGAAGUAGUCUGGGUGCCGCGUCGUUUUAACCCUUCAACUGAAAUAAUUGCCGUUUUGCAGGAAUAGCAAUGUUUUCAUUGCAAGGUUAACAAGUCACGAGUGGCUGUCAGGAAGACAUCCACUAUAGGCGCUACCACAGGUUUAGCAGGGUUAAACGAUCAUAACUCAAAGAACAGAUUAAGAACAUUUAAUUGGUGCAGCAUGACAUUUUGCUGCACAUAUGCACCAGCCUCCCAAUGCUCCCUAUGUGAAAACAUACAAUGGCUGCGAUCAUAAACAUUGAUAAUCUCACCCAGGGAAGCAGCACAUCACGUGAUGUAAGGUAAAUAAACCUUACCUUUUAACCCCCUGCAAAGGGUCAUGGGCUCCUGUUUAAGAAAACAGGUUUGUCAAUUUCCCUUCAUAGUAAUUUUAACAAUUAUUACUAAAAGAUAAAAUCCAUAUUUUGUAAGUUUACCUAGUGCAUGGAACAAAGGACAAGAAGUAGAAUACAAGAAUGAUGACACUUUAUCUAUCCACAAGUCAAAACAUAGAAAGCUACAGAACUUAUGAAGAUCAUUUGUUUUAAAACGUUUAGCAGAUUUGAAGAAAUUUUUGCUUCGUGGAUCCCCUUACCAUUGUUGGAGGCAUCAAUUAAAAUUGUUUAGCAACAUUCAAAUGUUCAUACACUGAUUUGUAUGUUUUGAUCACUGGUUCAAGAAUUGAUCUGUAAAUGAGUUCCAAGGCAGGUAGAUUUAAACAUAUGCUCAAAACCGAUUAACCAUUUUAUUAUGUAUAAUCUUGUAGGCUUGAACAGCAGGGUGACCUACCGUGCCCCUCCAAAGUUUGUUUCUAGUAUAGGUGUCCAACCGUAGCCUAUUAAUAUAAGCUGAUGGAGUCAUUUAAAUAUUCCAAAAAAGUAGAGAUGUUGCAAGUGUUCAUUUUAUUAAUUUUCUAGAACAGUAUUUCACAAAUGAGAUGUGUAUGUAUAGUCUUAAUCCACAUUUAUGAAAUAAUUUGACCGCAACCAAAGGACAAUUUUGCAUUCAUGUAAAAUGUUUUAAUUUGUGAAAACAGACCAGAAUGAACUUCAAAACUGCCCUUUGCUGACUUAUUAACAGGUCACUUGUUUAAUAAAUUUUUUUUAAAAUAAAAUAAAAAAAGAAAUCUUACAAUUUAUAAUUACAGAGACGACUUUUAAACAAAACAAAAAACGUAUAAAUCAUAAACCCCAUAGGCAGUAGUGUGUCGUCCCAACAAAGCCUUUUCAUUAAAUUUGAAGAGCACUCACACAACAGAAAAAGGGGACAAAAAAAAAAAAGACUAUAUCACUUGUCUCAACUAAAAAUAAGUGCAAGUCCUAUACAGUGUUUCAGAAAGGAACAGUUAGCCAUUGGUAUACAUCAUUAGCCCAAUAAGUCCAAAUUUAAGCUAGUGACAAUCCAAAUGUCAUGUAAUUGGCACAAAAAGGCACCCUAGUGACAAUGGAUAUGCCAGCCAAAUAAAAAAAAAAAAUCCAAAUCUGUAAGACAUGGAAGCGUGAGAUUAAAUAUACACACAGAGCCACACAGUUGUAUGGACAGAAACAAAAUAUACAUGUGUAAUGAGAAUUUUACUUUUACAUAAUCGAACAGGUAAAAUCACGUGGUUCUCAUGCAAAGCGUACAUACAAUUUGUCAGAGUUACUUUUCCAACCACGGAGAAAUGUGGAAAAACUAUUUUUUGUUAGUUUUUUCGUACUUUUUUUUUUUUUUUUUUUAUUAUAAAGCAGCACAUAUACAUAUGUUUAACCCAUUUUGAUGCGAGAGUGGCCAGAUAAUAAUUUCAGCUUUUUCUGCAAGUGAAAGAAUUAAAGAACCACUUUGGUGGUAAAACAUUUUGAUGGCUCAAAUGAUGAUGAUAGAAAUUCCUUUCUUUUACUUUUGUUUCUGAAGUACAUCUAGAUAAAUAAAGAGUGUCUUCACAGUGACCAAAGUUUCCUAAAAUAUUGGAUAUUCUAUAAAAUAAAAUGUAGUGUUUUCUUGAUGACAAUCGAAAAUAAAAGGCUACGUACAUUAGUUCAGAGGUAAUAGCGGACUCAGAGGUGGGAAAGUAUUGGUGGGUAGCUGGAGGCUAAAACCACAGGUCAGUUUGGACAACUUAUUAAACAAUUGAAGUGUCUAGAUGACAUGAAUACACCACAAUGGCAGUGGUUGGUAUAAAACAGCAGUACACGUGCAAUGGCUUAUGACACAAGGUUUGAUUUUAUGGCUGGCCGAGUGUCAUAGCAACACGUUGAACGCCAAUCUCUGUGCCUCAGGUACUCAAACUAAACACCCUGUGUUCCUAAAAUUUAACAUAAUUGGAGCAGAUGCAAACCCCUGUCACGACUUGUUCACAGGGGGCACUUAAUUUGCACUCCAAAAAAGUUAGAAAACUGUAAAGACCCAACUACAGGGGACAUUUAAACAAACUGAAUUCACUGUAGUUAGCCUGCUAUACUCAAGAACAGAGCUGCACAGUCAUUUAGGAUAGAGGAUCAACUGUUUAUAUCACAUUCACAAUUUUAUUAAAAGAUAAAAGCUAAUGGGGUAAACAACAGCCAUGAUGCUGUUUUUAUAUGAUAGACACCAAAAAAAGUUUAACCUCCUUUUAUCAUUACGAAAAAGUCUGUUCUUCGUUAAAAUACUGAUUUGUUAAUACUUUUGUUUUGUUUUUCUGCAAACUUUGUGCAACUAUAAUAAUUUUAUAUAUUUUUUUUAAAUGGACCGGAUUUACGUUUAUACCUUUAAAACCCACAAAGCUGCAGCACAAACCAGCUCUUGCGCGAAAAUGCAUUCUAUAAUAGCGAAGGCGAACAUAGCCUUUUUUUCCUUUUCAACUGUGUAUACUUGCACAACUCACAGGAUCACAUGAAACUGGGAGCAAAUGUUUAUCAGCGGCUGGAGAGAAGCAGGCUGAUUAAUCACCCUAGUAUAAAAGAGAAUUAAUACUAUGGAAGCCAAGUAGAAAUAGCAAUUCUGGGAUGGUUGUGUUUUGUGUAUGUAGCAAUCACCAUAGACGCCAUUGGCACAUCCUGCAAGUUACCCCAGAUUUGCUCUUAAUACGUUAGCUCCGUGGUUAGAAUAAAUUGUCUCUUGGUUAAAAAGACAGUUGUGCACAUAAAGCCAGUGCUAGAGUCCUAUGCAAGACCUCAAAUUCUUCCGUAAUAAAUUUCCUUUAGAAGAGUCUGCGUCAUUUUCCUAAUGAGACUUUGUAUAUCGGAUGCUGUUUAGCAGUAACGGUAGCAGCCUCUUUCUCUCCCACAGAGCUAGCAGCAUCACAGGAAGGGUGAUGUAAAAUUUAAAAACAAACAAAAAGAAAAAUCCUAUUUUGUCACUCGGGUGUAAAACAAACAAAUGAUAUUAGAAACAGUGAAUUCUUUUGCAUAUAAAAGCUUGAUCACAUAUAUUAAACCCUUUUUUUUUUUUCUUUUUUAAAUGUAUCUACAAGAUGGGGGGUUGAUUUGUGCAACACUAGAGAUUUCUUAUCUUGGCACGAUCUUCUGGAACAAAUGCCUCCUUCUGUGUCAGAAGUGGGACCUCGCGACAUGAAGUCCCCACGGUGCGGAAUGCUAUGCAUCGCAUGCUGACUGGUCCAUACCAUCCAAUGUUAGCUGAUUUCUAUGUGGGGAGUUGGGACUCGGUGGACCACUUGGGUUCGAACUGUUAGACGGGGUGGAAUGUUUUGUGGAAUCGGAAUCCGGCUGUAAAUAAAAUAAGAUUACAUUGUCAUGGUGUAGCAUGCUUUGUACACUUUGCCAUGCAGAAAUGUCUUUUCCUGGGUCACAAGUUCUAGGUAAGAGCAACGUGAAAGCAUUUACUCAAGGUGAAUUUCAAAUUUAUGGUAAAAGUUGCAGAAGUCGUAAAUACUAUGUCAGCCUCACUGGCCUUAAACUUGAAAUUUACUAUCGUGAAUAACCCUGAUCAUUUAGCUGCCAGAGAGGUUGGAAGGAACACUCCCACUUACUUACCUUCAGCUUUUUCUAACACCACUGUCUCCGCGGCAUGAGGAAGGAUUAGCCAGGCACAUAGUGAAAGGCUGAGAGCAUGAGCCAAUGCGUUAAAAGCCUAUCACUGGCCACCCAAUGAGAGAAACAUCAUGUGCUAGUUCUAUGAGCGGAAGUUGCUAUAUGGGUGGGAUUGUUCCUUUAAAAUAAUCUCUAGAAAAUCUUACAUCAACCUCUGGUGCUGGACUCUUCUUUUCCAUAAUUAGGGGAACUGGGGUCCAAAAACUGCAGGGUAACAAUGUUUAAGAACCCUGAGCUAAUAACUUUUUUUUUUUUAUAACUUUAAUAGAUACAUUUGGAAGAUAUCAUACCUCUCUUUCCAUGUCCUGGUCGGCAUCGCCAAUAAUCCUUGAGGACAAUUCACCAGCACCUUAGGGUAAAAAAUACAAACAAUUCAUAAUUCACAUGUCAUUCUACAUCUCAUGCACGGUCUAUAUUCUUACUGUGUGUACUCUGAUUUAAUCAAAAUAAAAUAUUUGCACAAAAUGGUUACACAGUUCUUUUCAAAUCAGAAAACUGCAUUUGAUGUUAACAAAACUUAGCGAAAGUCAGAUCACUGGUUUUUGGAAUUACCUGAAGAGGGCCGAGAUACAUAGGGUUUACUCCUUUGUUGCUGUUGCCGAGCAAGAUUGGUUGACGAAGGUCGUGUCCUUUCCUUUGGGAUUUCAUCCUGAGAUGGUGGCACAAUGCUCUGUAAAAAACCAGAAUAUAAAGUCACUGCAGGCUUUGCACAAUGCAUUUCAAUCUACUCUCCGUAAAAGUUUAGAGUUCUGCAAAACUUUGAGAGUAAAUUUGAAUAUGUGAUGAACAAACUAUCCUGAGAGAUUAAAACGACCCUUAUAAAGAACAUCAGAUAAAGUUGGAUUAGCUGAGUGCACACAGAUUUACAUCUACCAGGAAAAAUAAAUUGUUCUGUGACCACAUUAGGAGACAGCCAGUAAUCUGAUAUUGCACUAGAAUAGAGGUAGGUCAGAUGUUGUGGACUACAACUCUCAAUGCUUUUACAGCCAUAAUGCUGGUUCAGCAUUAUGUGUCAUGUAUUCCACAACAUCUGAAGUACCGAAGGUUGCCUACCUCUGCACUAGAAAGUCAUCGGAUGAAGACAUAAGGCAGAGCGUUACAGUAAGAGUCUUAAGGGGGAAAUAUCACAUUUCCCAACAGAGACAGAUCGUUCUUCCAACAGAGUGGAAGGAAGUACAGAGUGUAUAGUAGCCCAUGAUGCUCUGAGCACAUAAGGGCACACGAAGACAUGUUCAUUUAAGUUUCCAUGAAGCACUUGCGCGAUCAAGCAUUCCGUUCACGGUGCAGUGCCCACAAGAUACAGCCAAGUAUAUGGAAAUAUAUAGAAGUAAUCAAAGAAAAUAUAUAACGAGACCCAAGAAAAAAAAAAACAAAAAACAAAAAAACACACAACCCCAUAGUCAAUUUUUAGUUUAGUUACUUGGUUGUGAAAAAAACCCUAUAAGUUACGGUUCCACUUUAAUAGGAUUCAGAUUCUUCCACUCACAAUAUGAUUGCCAAGGUCCUCAGGUAGGUAUAUAUUUAAUUGAUAAUCCAGUGAUUUUUGGACUGGUGUACCUGAAGUCACCUGAAACUCGGCCAUAAACACUUUAACUCCUGUAAUAAGCUGAAUGCAGUCUUUAAAUGUGCAUUUUCCCCCAGUAAGUGUCUACAUUAAAAUGGAGGUCCUCAUCUGGCAACAAUUUAAACAAAUAAAUCGGUUUAGCUUGAACACAUAAUCCCUCACAAGGCAAUGCAGACACAAAAUGUGUUUAUAUGCAGCGAAUGAAAGAAUCAAAUAAGUGUCACUAGGACCAUUUUCUCUCCAUUAACCUUUCUGUGAUCCAAAAAGGAACAGAUUGGGAAAUGCUGUGCUGGCAAAAACCUCUGUCAAAUUUAAAGAUAAAAUAAUAUAAUCACCGUCUUCCCCUACCAUUGCACAUGUAACCAUGACAUGAUUCAGUGCAUGCUGGGAGGUUAUUGUGAUGGCCUUGCCACCAUCACUGAAGUUUUGCCACCCUCCGACUAGAAUGUUAAUCUGCAUCUACCAACCAAAAAAACAAAAAAAAACAAAAUGGGGUUUGUACUCCCAUUGUUUGCAACGGCUGCUUUAUCCCAUAAUCCUCUGUUUAGCAGAGCACAUGUAGUUCAGCAUGUGUUAGUGAUGCUUCUGUUGGCUCCCCCAAAUCUAACCUGUCACAAUUAGCAAGGCCCAUUGUGGUGUGCACAUGCUCUACACAUAUUUGUACAGGCUGAAAAAUUCUAGCUUCUUGUAUGACGACAGGAGAACAAAUAUGCACCCCCCAUAAAAAUACCAAAAAUAGCUACUUCAUCCCACAUACCAACACCGCUGAGUGGGUGGUAGUAAUUUGAACACUAGUAGCCGAUAUAAAAGCUAAAGUUGUCACUACAUGCAUUUAACAAACCAACGUGCUUGAAAAUCAGAAAUUGUUUCAUCAGUCAGAAUGUAUAGAACACACACGGCUGACGUUACUGGACAUUCUAAAAUACAUAACACCAAAAAUAUUGAGAAACAUAAACUGAAAACUAAUCUUCAAUAGAACAUUUUGCACAAGUAACAUUGGAAAAAUACAGUAUGCUCCGCAACAAGGCAAUCACACAAAGUUAGAAAUGAAACAAGGACCAGGUUUGGAUGAAGUACUACAGAGACAAAAAGUAAUAAACAAACAAAAAUAUUGCAAAUAAAAAGAUGCAACUUGUUAUAUGAGAGCGAGAGAGAGAGGGUUAAAACAGCUGCUUGUAUUGAACCUUGCCAGGAAUAACCACAACCUUAUAACUACGAACACUUGGUAUUUCACAUCAUAGCAGACAUAGGAGAAAUUAGCUCUAAAUUAUGGGCCAAAUUAAAAUGAACAGCAGCAGGCAUGCUUAAAGAAUUUCUCCAACCACUGUAGUGUUUUGAAGUGGUGAUGGUACUUGGGCUCUGUAUGUGCUGUGUUGCACAUACAGAGUUAAAGCAAACUGCCGCUGGAGACCAUGCUGGAAACAAACAAUUCUAUUAUCUAACAAAUUCUGCCCCUCAGCCCAGCCUCCCUGACAGCUCUCCCAAAAUAUCGCUACGCUCAUGCUUCAUUACUUUGACUGUUUUGGUGGCAGUUCCUCUUUUCUUCAUCUCAGUAAAUGCGGACGCACUUACUGCAGUGAAGGGUGCAGGAAAAGGAGUCAUAAACCCAUUCCACCCGACUGCAAGAUACAUAUAAUCACCAUCUUCCUGGCAGCCUUACAGAUUGGGCAUCAGUUCCCAUAGUUCCCUGCAUACUAGUUGCAUUCUAAGAGACUUUAGCAUCAGAUGACAUUCAUGCAUUUGAUGUAAAUACUUAAAAAGUAAACUUUUUCCCCCCCCCCCCUUCUUUUCUAAAAAGCAAACAAUUUCUCUCUCUGAAAUGUUAGUUAAGACUCCGGUGUCCAGUUCAUAGCAUACACACAGAAAUGUCCUCUAAAAGGGUGUUUGGUAUUCAUGGAAAUACAAAUGGCUAUAUCUAAAGGCUAUAUGACAUUACUAAGACGUCCAAGGUUUGGUAUUUUCAUUAUAAGCAGCCCUGUAUAGUGUAACCUGAUAGCAUGGUCUAUAACAAGCACCGUAUUGACAAUCUUUCUGUGCAUACGCGGCUGUGGUUUGGCUCUGUCUAUCUCUAACACCAUCACAUAUCUUCAGCCACAAGCUGCACUCCUGUUCCACUACCUGGCAAAUUAGAUCUAUUCACUGAAGACCACUUACUCGCCUCUCCUUUGAUAUUCCAAUAUGUAUUUAUGGGUGUCAACCCGUAAUUACAUUCAACUUAUUGCCACAAACCCCCCCCAAAAAAAACAAAUGUAAAACAAACGAGAAAACGUCAAAUUUAUACAAAUAAUGAUAAUGUCUAGUAUUAUGGAGCAGCAUUUCAAGCAAUUUGUUCUCAAUGAGUGAGAUUGUUAAAGGACCUGACUGACUGAAUGAAGGAUGCUGACAUUGCGGCUCUAUGUGUGGUGAAGUGCAGGCCACAAACGAGACUCGUAGAGGCGAAAUGGGUCAACAGACAAACAUGGAUUCCUGAACAAGAUAAUCUUAAAUAACACAAUUUUUAAAAAGGCACAAAAGUCGUCAUCUGUGACGCUGCAUUCCUUUUAAAAACAUGAACUCCAAACAUCUGUACGAUACUGUGAAAAUGGUGAAAGAAACCAAAACCACUACAGAAAAGUUACUCUUUGUUAACAAGCUUUAAGGCAAUGUGAUUAGUUUCCGUGCUUCCAACAAACCACAGCACACCAUUCAAUAAGCCAUUUUAAAUGGCUAUUCCUACCCUUGCUAAGACAGUGGAAGAAAGACAGGAAGAGGAGGAUAGAGAGAGGUCUUGGCCAUUUUCAAGGAAGAUGUCUGCAGAGACAGAACUCAUAUGAUAGACGUGUUCAAAGUUUGCCGGAGGUGAUAUCAAAGCGGAGUUGCGGGAGGAUGAGAGGGAAGCAAAUUCACUCUGUUAUUUUUACAGGAAAGAAGAGAAAUGGACAGUGACCAAGUAACUAUGGAUAUAGUAGAAAAGAAAGAAGUUCAUUUAGAACCAGUGCUCAAACAUGUCUUUAAUCUUUUCCAGUUUUAAAGAAGGCCAUUUACCAGUGGAAGAUCCAUGAGGACUUGCAUCCCAUCUCCGGGCCCCAUGUGGGCAACGUGGUUGAAAUUGGUGGGAUUAGAAAUCAUUCUAGAUCUAAGUUCAGGAUCUCUAAGCAUUUCCCUGAAACAAACAAAAUGUGUUGUUAGCCAUUCAGUAUUUUGGAAUUAUUUGUCGCAUAUAGACAGUGCAUUAUUUAGAUGCUAUAUAAAAUAGCAAAUGAAAGAGGUAAAUUGUUUUCCCUUUAAUUGGUAGCAAGGGAAGGCUUGCUUAGCAUCCUGUUUAUAAAGAGAAAUACAUAAAACUAAAUAAAUGACCCUCAAUGACCUCAACCUGUUAAAAUGAUCUUCUAAUUAAUGCAAUUCAAUAAAAAAAAAAAAUAAAAAAAAAGUUUUACCUCCUUUGCAGUAACCGCUCCUCUUCGGGCACUUUGAAGACAAAUCUCCUCUUACUCCUGGUCCUAACCAUCUGUUUUUUGCUGUUAUCAGAUGUCUCUGGUACAGUGAGCAUUGCACCCUCUGAAAAAUGACAACAUAUAAUUAUUAUUACUACAACAGGACCCAUUCAUACUUAAUGUGACAGUCCUGUUUUAAUAGAUUUUGGUGGAAAUGAUCUGCCUCUGUCCAAAUUCCUCAGAGGAAUGAUAUUAAUAGUAUAACUUGAGCCAUCAUGUUUUGGAAUCUACACCUGCUCAGAGCCACACGGAAUGUCCACGUGGCCAGUGGUAGAAGCUAAUAACUUAAAAAACGGAACGGAGAUGGAGAAAUUGCAAAUUAUCUGUGCUAUAGUAUUGUCAUUGCCGUGCACAUUCUGAGAACACACACCUGAAUAUGAACUCUUCAAAUAAAGAAGACGAGGCGGCUCAGAAUUCAAGAAGUUCAGAGUACCAUCCACAUUUAAUGGCUUAAUCUGUAGUUAAAAAAUAAAAAAUUAGUAUUGAAAAAGCCAACAGAAAAUGUGUGAAUUAUGAUAUAUUUUUUUGGCGUCUUCAAAUUACCCGUCGUAAUCCAAUUGUCUGAACCCAUUCCAUGGUGGACACGUCAAACACGUCUAUACCAUAUUCACUGUACACGGUUACAUAAGAGGAGUUACAACCUGUGAGGGAAAAAACCAAAAACCUGUAAAUAAGUCUUAUUCACAUGUUAACGUGCUUUUGAAAUUGUGAGAGGGAUGACCCAAAGUACGGUCACAGCGUGCCAGCUGCCUACGCAGAGCUAACAAUGCUUUAACCCUGACUGACGAGCAAUGCAUUUAUUGAUUAUGGGGUAGGUAAACUUUGCUUUAAACAGUAAAAAUAGUAAUUUCAGUAUUGCUCAUUCAGUUUAACUGCAGGGAGAUUUCGGCUUUUAUGCCCAGAAAAAAAACGCUUAGUGCUGUAAUGUGAUCAGUAAAUAAUGGCAGAUAUACCAGGGAUGCAAGAUAUUCCCAGUGACAACAGGUAUCUAUUGCCACAAUUCAGGUUUGUAAAUAGUUAAAGGGAUAUUUAAAGGACCACUAUAGUGCCAGGAAAACACUUGUUUUCCUGGCACUAUAGUGCCCUGAGGGUGCCCCCACCAUCAGGGUCCUCCUCCCGCCGGGCUCUAGGGUGAGGAAGGGGUUAAACUUACUACUUUCUCCAGCGCCGGGCUGGGAGCUCUCCUCCUCCUCGGCUGAAUGCGCAUGCGCGGCACGAGCCGCGCGCGCAUUCAGCCAGUCUAAUAGGAAAGCAUUCACAAUGCUUUCCUAUCGACGCUGGCGUCUUCUCACUGUGAAAAUCACAGUGAGAAGCACGGAAGUGCCUCUAGCGGCUGUCAAUGAGACAGCCACUAGAGGCUGGAUUAACCCUAUUAUAAACAUAGCAGUUUCUCUGAAACUGCUAUGUUUAAAGCAGGCAGGGUUAACUCUAGAUGGACCUGGCACCCAGACCACUUCAUUAAGCUGAAGUGGUCUGGGUGCCUAUAGUGGUCCUUUAAUUCCAACAUGUGGCUGAACAAGGAUACCCAGUCACAUGACAGCCUGAAUGUGAAUGGAACUGCACAUUAUACACUUAAUACUACUUUAACCAUGUCAGGAACACGGAUAGGCACCUUAUUAUUCUUAUUGUGUUCUAGUUCCUGAAGGAGUUAAAGGAAUAAAAUUCUAGUGAUGCCCUUUGGAACUGUAAUUAAAGAUCUAAAAAUAAUUUUAAUAAUCAGGUAUGCAGAGGCUCUUAUCCCCUGGAUUGAGACACGACCAUCUCACAAUCCAUAGACACUGGGACAAAUGCAAACAGUAAGUUGCUUACUGUAGCAGCUUUGACUUCUCCUGUGCAGUAGAGACCCCUCUGACAAUGGAAAUAAAUCAUCUUAUAAUGUUCUGAAAAAAUUCCUUAACGUUAAUGAUAUUUCACUUAAAGGGACAUUAUAGUCAUCAGAACUACAGCUUAAUGUAGUUGUUCUGGAGAGUAUAGCAAGUCCCUGCAGCCUUUUAAAUAUAAACUAUGCUUUGUCUCUGCAUGGAGAAGCUUAACGCUCCCUAAAGAGAUGCAUUGACUCAAUGCAUCUCUAUGAGGAGAAGGUGAUUUGCUAGAGUGGCGUUCAGCCCCGCCCCCUUGGCUGAGAUCAUCAGAAUUGACAAUCUCAGUCAAUCCAAUGCUUUUCUAUUAGAAAGCAUUGUGAUUGUCUGAGAUUGUCAUUUCUGAUUAUGCCAGCCAAGGAGGCAGAUGGGGCGGGGCCAGCGCCAGCUGACCAGCAUGGCGCUGGAAAUAAGACAGAUUUUCUUAUUAUUUAAGGGGGGGUUCAGGGAUCCUACAUAUGUUUUUAACACUAUAGGGUCAGGUAUGCAAGUUUGUGUUCCUUUAUACUCUGAGCUAAUUUUCCAUUUGAACAGUGGGUUGCCAAUCUAACACCACGUACACUAUUUUAUUCUCCUACUAACAUGCAAUUAGAACCAACUGCAUUCUGUAUUACAAAAUAAUAACUAGAUUUGUGCAAAAAUUCCAGCUGGUUCCUCCAACUGAAAUUCUUUGAAUCCACACCCGAACAAAUCAAUCCGUCUGGUAUUUACCUGUGAAGUCUUACUCAAUGAAUAAUCCUGGGUUAAUUGAUUUGUUUGGGUGUGAAUUAAAAGAAAUUUGAGUCGGACCAACCAGCCAGACGUAAUUUUUGCACGUCUGAUAAAAUAUAUACGUAAAAAAAAAAAAAGCUAUGGAUCUUUUAAAGCUACAUAGAAACACCAGAGAAAUUAAAAAUAAAGGACUACAUCACACAUUUGGACCAUGAAAGUAUAAACCAGCAUGUACAACCAUGCAACAUAAGAAGGCUGUCCAGUAAUAUUGUUAAAGGAACACUACAACGCACUGUUUUAGAACAGUCUGACUUCUUAGCAGGAGUCUGCUGAGUGCUGUGGCCCACCUCCACUACCAACAGCAAGCUGGGAGCUCCAAAACAGGACCUUUAUUAGCUUUCCUGAGUACCUUUGGGUUUAGCCGAUUGGCUGAGGGCGUCUGAGUUAAGCCCAGUAGUGGAGAGCAUAGCUCGUUGUCUGACCGUGAUCUGAAGAAGUGCAAGCAGGGAGCAGCAAACAAUUGUACUAUUUACAAUGAGAGGGCGCCAGUGCACUCCAGCCACCAUAACCACUACAGAGUGCUGAACUAGUUAUGGUGCUUUGAGUGCUAGAUUGUUUACAGUGGAUUAUGCAUUCAGCCACGUGUUACAAAUAACUUUCAUUUUAACAGCACAUUACAACUACAUGCUUGUUAAAGCAAAUGUUUUCCUCCCUGGUAUUUUUCAGGAGUGAAACAGACCAAAACACCAACAGCAUAAAGACUUGCCUAUAAAACAUUAGUUUCAUGAACAUUUGUGUUAAAUUCUAAUACAGGAGACUACAGUCUGCACAGUGAUGAGACAUGUAUACAUACUGCAUGCAACUGGUGUGGUGGGCCACAUUAGCUCCUGCAAGCGUGACCUUCGACCUUGAGAAUCCACAUAUAUUCCCAUUUGGCUAAAGCAAAGCAGGUACUCAUUGUUGCUUAUCUCCACCGCACACAGGGCAUCGAAGGACUGCUGGGACAGGAAGCUAAGGGAGGGAUCGUUCGAGUUUACAAGAUGUAUGCCUUGUCCAUCUCCAUGAAUGUUUAACAGAGAAAACCCAGACUGGUAUCCAACGCAAAGCCGGUCUUUAAAUACAGACAACCACUGUACAUUUCCUGGAGCCAAGAUCUCAUUAAACUUCUUAUGGAAUGGUUUAGUUCUGUGGAUUUCAUAACAAAGGAUCUGCCUUUUGACAGCCACAAACAAGCAAGAAGUGGGCGAUUUCUUUAUGGUUCCAGUGGUAAUGAACUGGCAGCCUUUGGAUUCUGGUAGCUUGAUGUCAAAGGUGCCCUCCGAGCCAUCCAACAAGGUCCAAGGGAACAGAUGAACGUGAUGGUUACGACCACACACAAGAACAACAAUCUUCUCUUUUGGGACUAGUUCGAUCUGGUAGACCUUUUUACAGUCAGCUGCUCGAACAAUGAC
This is a messenger RNA of Pelobates cultripes (western spadefoot toad), 60355 nucleotides long. Lineage: Eukaryota; Metazoa; Chordata; Amphibia; Anura; Pelobatidae. The record is from the annotation of a GenBank genome assembly.